Messenger RNA from Coregonus sp. 'balchen', 56760 nucleotides. The record is from the annotation of a GenBank genome assembly. Lineage: Eukaryota; Metazoa; Chordata; Actinopteri; Salmoniformes; Salmonidae.
AAGUGCAUCAAUCCAUCGCUUCGUCCAAAGAUGGCGAAUGUGGUGCUCGAGUUCAAGGCUUCUGCCGGAGAUUCGGAGCCCCAAAAUCGCCCGGUCCUCAUUGUCGGUCAACUGAAUAACCUACAGCAAGCAAACUGGACCCAAGUCAAAGGGAAAUUGCAGCCAGCUGUCAGCGAAAAGGUGAGGAGAAAAAGAAAAAAAAAGCAGGGCUAAUCGCGUUAAAACGGAGGGUCCCUGGAGUUCUCCGGCAAGCACUCAACUGUCCUCUCGCGCUAGCUUUGCAAGCUAGCUGGCUAGCCUGUAUCAGUAACUUUUUUCUAGCUAGUAAUUAUACUAUGACAAAAUGUUUAAUUUUACGCUUUGUAUUUUGUGAAGUAGUUCAAUGGUUAAUGCAUUGCUCCGUACAUUGAAUCUAACUUAAUGCUAACAAAGUUCGAUAGCUCGCUAACUAGCUUAGCUAUCACAAAUUAAGUGUGUUUUCAGAAGUGUCGCCGCCAUUAAUUUUCAAGGAGGGCGGGUGAUUGUGGGAAAGUGAGCAUUAGAACCCUGCUAGCAGAGCCUAUCAAAAGUUGAACUCUGCUCUACUUUAUGCAAAUUUAAAGUGGAGCGUUGGAGAGAAGCGUUCUGGUCAAAACCAGUGGAGGCUCCUCCGAGGAAGGGGAGGACCAUCCUACUCAGGUAAUUUGAAUAAUAAUCCAAAUUGAGAUACAUUUAAAAAGUUAUCCUUUUUAGAUAAAAACUAUAAUAAAUAUAUUCACGUCUCCAAAUAACUGAUUUAAAACACUGUUUUGCAAUGGUCUACAGUAGCCUCAACAGCACCAUCUAGGUUAGCACCAUGGUAUAGCCGGAGGACAGCUAUUUUCUGUCCUCUGGGUACAUUGACUUCAAUACAAAACCUAGGAGGCUCAUGGUUCUCACCCCUUUCCAUAGACUUACACAGUAAUUAGGACCACUUCCGGAGGACGUCCUCCAACCUAUCAGAGCUCUUGCAAUAUGAACUAACAUCUUGUCCAUCCAAUCAAAGGAUCAGAAAAUGAAUCUAGUACUGAAAGCUACAGCCAGCUAGCACUGCAAUGCAUAAAGUGUUGUGUAGUUGAAUCAAAAAGCGAGAAAGACACAUUUCUUCAAAAAUUAAGGAGAAGCAGCAGAGUGAUAGAGAGAGCUAGCUAUAUGUCGUUGUAUAUUUUCUUCUUAGUUUACCUUUCCACUUACUUAGCUAAUUCAGCUAAUUUAGCCUACUCAACAACCUGAUUCAAACAGAGAGGAAUGCUAGAUAUUUAUUUUAGCUAGCUGGCUAAGGCUAUCUAUCAAAACACGGAUCUAUGUGUGUGGCGAUCAAGAUUACUGAUUAAUUAUUUUUACUUACUUUGUUACUACUGAUUUGUUUUUCUGAGUGAUUCUUCAUUUUAGUCAUUAGUUUGACUUGCUAGUGCUGGCCGCAAUUGUGUUUUUUGUUCAUGACUGAAGGCACAUGCACAAGAGGGAAGUACACGCACGCGAACCAUGCAUACUAACCGAAGUCUUGCAGGUGUUUAUAUGGUUUUGCACAUGUGCCAGAUGAUAGAAAUUUAAAAUUCAGUACCGAUGCUCUAAAAAGUCGGUUAAACAAUACUUUCCUGUGGAUAUUUUGUUUCAAAUUCUAAGCAGCUGAAAGACCAACAACACAGACAAUCGGCAGAGUAAGUUCAAAUAAUUGUAUUCAACAUUCCGGCUUGUAGAGGACCAGAGAGGACCAUUUCCGGAAUCAAACACUAUCAUGUUCAAGAUGGUGUAUUUCGAAAUUCACCACCUGGUCCCCAGGCAACGACUAACCUAGCUAUUAUUCCUCGUGACAUAACUUAAUGUUUGGUCCAGCCAGCUGACUUUGGAGUCUCUUCAGAUCUUUUGCAGCUAAUUGGUAUUUUGCGCCAUCAGAUAUUUUGCCAAAAAUUGGGCUGCCCGUGUAAACACAGCCUUUGGCUCCUAUUUGGUCUUCUGCUUUGCAAAAAUCUCUAUCACAGCACUGUAGGUGAAUUGGUCAACAAUUUGUUGCCACACAGCAUCAGACAACUUAUGUCAUAUGCCUUCAUUAGUUCUACUGUAUUCAGUACUUAUGUGAUCAUCACAAUGUAGCCAAUGAUUGUCACUCACUCUUUUAACCCUUAUUUUAUCAGGUAAGUUGACUGAGAACACGUUCUCAUUUACAGCAAUGACCUGGGGAAUAGUUACAGGGGAGAGGAAUGAGCCAAUUGGAAGCUGGAGAUGAUUAGGUGUCCAUGAUGGUAUGAGGGCCAGAUUGGGAAUUUAGACAGGACACCGGGGUUAACACCGUUACGACAAGCACCAUGGGAGCUUUAGUGACCACAGAGAGUCAGGUCACCCGUUUAACGCCCCAUCUGAAAGACUGGACUCUACACUGGGCAAUAUCCCCAAUCACUGCCCUGGGGCAUUUAGAUUUAAAAAAAAAUUGACCAGAGGAAAGAGUGCCUCCUACUGGCCCUCCAACACCACUUCCAGCAGCAUCUGGUCUCCCAUCCAGGACCAACCCUGCUUAGCUUCAGAGGCAAGCCAGCAGUGGGAUGCAGCAUGGUAUGCUGCUGUGUUAACAAGUGAAUUGUGUUUUUUUUUAUAUCCAGAUCUGGCAGGAUGCCCUCAGUGCUCUGAACCCUAACCCUACGGACAGCUGCCCUCUUUACUUGAGCCAUGCAGCCGUGGCAGCCCUGCCCUCCCGGGUUAGCAGACACAACAGCCCCUCCUCUGCCCACUUCCUCUCCCGUCUGGUCCGCACCUGCCUGCCUAGAGGGACGAGCCGAUGCAUCCUGGUCAGUCAGUUCAACGUACUCACUGGGAUUAAAAGGCUAAUUUGGAGCUAUACAGGGCCGGUUUCCCAGACACUGAUUAAGCCUAGUCCUGGAUUUAAAAGCACUUUCAAUGGAAAUUAUACAUUGAGAAUGUGGCGGGAAACAGGCCUGUGGAGUUUACGGCGCUGCUGACCUUAUCUGCCAUUAUGCAUUAGACACCAGACAUUUAUUAUUAGAUCCUUAGUGUUAAUGUGAUCAUUAAGCCAUAGAUCAGCCCCUACAGCUUUCCAAAUUCUCAAACAAAUCUAGGUUACCUACAUGUGGUUUUACUUCUAAGACAAUAUGCCAAUGCCUGCUUUGUGAUUGACACACUGUAUUGAUCAUUUUAGACUGACCGUUGUUACAUUUUGUUAUCAGACAGUAAAAGUGUGUUUGUUCCUGUCUGUUCAGAUGGUGUGUGAGCAGUCUGAUGUGUUUGCCUCGGCCUGUGCCAUCUCACGGGCCUUCCCCAUAUUCUCCCGUCGCUCUGCCUCCUCCCGCAGGACCGAGAAGACUCAAGUCACUGUGGAGUUUAUCACUGUUGGCGAAGACAACGGACCUCUGACCCUCACUGUACUGCAGGUACCUCUAACUUCUAUAAUAGUGAAUUGUGUGUAUCUGUCUCAUUGCCUGAGCCAUUGUGGACUUGAGCUUCAGGCCUAUAUCAGCCACUGUUGUUGCUGCCACGGACUGGUUAUGUUGCUGGCUGACCAAACUGACUCCAAGAUCUAGAUGGAGUGCUUCUAUGAUAUGAUUUACUGAACAAAUGUCCCAUGUGUUGUUUUGUCUGUGGUGGUUUGUACAUGCAUUAAUGUAGAUCUAAAGUACCUUUACAUGUUAUGUGUACUGAUGUAUGCUUUGGUUCAUGCCAGUGUCUUGCCAAUGCUGCGGAUGGAGUGAGACUGGCAGCACGGAUUGUGGAUGCACCGUGCAACGAGAUGAAUACUGAUCACUUCUUAGAGGCAAGUGAGAGCCUAAUGGUAUUAUCAUCUGCACCCCAAAUGGCACCCUAUUCCCUACAUAGUGCACUGCUUUUGACCAGAGCCCUAAUGUGCUCUGCUCAAAAGUAGUGCACUAUAUAGGUUAUAGGGUGCCAUUUAGGACGCGGACAUCAACGCAAUCAAUAGGACCCAAAUAAUGUCACCAAAAUCAACAGUUACAUCUUUAAACAACUUAUUUUAAACCAUAUAUACUCUAUUUGACUGGGUAUGUCUUUUUGUCUUCAGGAGAUUAAGGCAGUGGGGACUGAACUGGGCAUUACUCCUGUUAUCAUUCGUGGAGAGGAACUGAAACAGAAAGGAUUUGGAGGUACUGUAUCAGGAGAAGAAGGCUUGUUAUAAUGGCCAUGCAUCCAAAGCCUUGGCUAUGUGUUAUGCUUCUAUUUGAAGCCAUUUUAGUGAUGGAUUGGGACUCCAAUCUGUUGGGUUCUUUGCUUGCCAUCACACAGACUAAUGUGUGGGCCAGUUAGAAAAGCCUUUUUCAAACUUGCUAUACUCUUGUGCGGUGUUUAAACAACAACAGAAAUAAAUACAUACUGUAUGUAUCGGGUCACGUGUGGACUACACACUUUCUUCCACUUCCCUUGGAGUUUUCUUGGUACAUUGCUGUGAAAAAGUAUUUGCCCCCUUUCUGAUUUUCUCUAUAUUUGCAUAUUUUUGAUACUGAAUCAGAUCUUCAACCAAAACCUAAUAUUAGAUAAAGGGAACCUGAGUUUACAAAUAACAAAAAAAAGUUUUGCAACACCUAAUUCCCCUGUGUGAAAAAGUAAUUGCCUCCUUACACUCAAUAACUGGUUGUGCCACCUUUAGCUGCAAUGACUGCAACCAAAUACUUCCUGUAGUUGUUGAUCAGCCUCUCACAUCGCUGUGGAGGAAUUUUGGCCCGCUCUUGCAUGCAGAACUGCUUUAACUCAUUGACAUUUGUGGGUUUUCAAGAAUGAACUGCUCGUUUCAAGUCCUGCCACAACAUCUCAAUUGGGAUUAGGUCUGGACUUUGACUAGUCCAUUCAAAAACUUAAAAUGUGUUGCUUUUUAGCCAUUUUCAUGUAGAUUUGAUUGUGUGUUUUGGAUCAUUGUCUUGCUGCAUGAACCAGCUGCGCUUCAGCUUCACCUCACAGACGGAUGGCCUGACAUUCUCCUGUAGAAUUAUCUGAUACAGAGCAGAUUUCAUGGUUCCUUCUAUUAAGGCAAGUCGGCCAGGUCCUGAGGCAGCAAAGCAUCCCCAAACCAUCACACUACCACCACCAUGCUUGACCAUUGGUAUGAGGUUCUUACUGUGGAAUGCAGUGUUUGAAUUCUGCUCUGUAUCAGAGAAUUCUGUGAGCUGAAGUUGAAGCGCAGCUCGGUCAUGCAGCAAGACAAUGAUCCAAAACACACAAAUCAAGUCUACAUGAAAAUGGCUAAAAAGCAACACAUUUGAAGUUUUUGAAUGGACUAGUCAAAGUCCAGACCUAAUCCCAAUUGAGACGCUGUGGCAGAACUUGAAAUGAGCAGUUUAUGCUUGAAAACCCACAAAUGUCGCUGAGUUACAGCUGUUCUGCAUGGAAGAGUGGACCAAAAUUCCUCCACAGCGACGUGAGAGACUGAUCAACAACUACAGGAAGCGCUUGGUUGGAGUCAUUGCAGCUAAAGGUGGCACAACCAGUUAUUGAGUGUAAGGGAGCAAUUACUUUUUCACACAGGGGAAUUGGGUGUUGCAUAACUUUGUUUAUGAAAUACAUUAAGUAUAAUUGUUGUGUUAUUUGUUCACUCAGGUUCCCUUUAUCUAAUAGGUUUUGGUUGAAGAUCUGAUAACAUUCAGUAUCAAAAAUAUGCAAAAGUAGAGAAAAUUAGCAAGGGGGCAAAUACUUUUUCAUGGCACUGUAGGUUCGUUCGGUGGUUCUCCUCUUCAUUUGUCUUUGAAUGUACAACGUUUCUAUUCUGCUUUGUUACUUUCUCAGCAAAGCUAGCUAAUUUAAUGGGACCCAAGAGAUUUAGGCAAAAAGUAAUGUCAAAUUAAAUCGUUUUCCUACAUUGGAACAAAGUGUGUAUUCUGGUUUGUUAUGAGUUGUCAUGAUGCACAUACACUCAUCAUGGUUCUUUGACUGAUAACACAAUAUUAGUUUCUGUGGUCAUCAACUCGAUCACUUUGGACUGUUUGGGCCCUCAGGAAUCUAUGGAGUGGGCAAGGCAGCGGUGAACCCUCCUGCCCUGGCAGUCCUGAGUCACAAACCAGAUGGUGCCACCCAGACUAUUGCAUGGGUGGGCAAAGGCAUCGUGUACGACACUGGAGGCCUCAGCAUCAAGGGAAAGGUAAAAAGGCAUGCUUGUGGCUGUUCAGUUGGGCUGCAUCCCAAAUAGCACCAUAUUCCCUAUAGUGCACUACUUUUGAACAGAGCCCUAUCUGGGCCCUGGUCAAAAGUGGUGCACAAUAAAGGGAAUAGACUGCCAUUUGGAACGGGUCCUUAAUGGGAUUAUUCUGUCCAAUUAAAUGGAUGUUAGGGAGUUGCCAGCCAAAUAACUAUUAAAUUACAAUGUGGUAAAGGAUGAAUGUACUUUUUUUUUUUUUUUGCAUCAAGACCAACAUGCCUGGGAUGAAGAGAGACUGUGGUGGGGCAGCAGCCAUUUUAGGAGCGUUCAAAGCUACUGUUAAACAGGUGAGGUCUACUGUACCUACUACCCCUGGUUACUCUUUCAAAUCAACCUCUUAUUUGAAACAUAAGAUCCUGUUAGGAGAGCUGUUGAAGUUGUGUGCAAACCUUUUGAAAUAUGUCUUUAUUUCAGGGCUUCAAGGACAAUCUCCAUGCCAUAUUCUGCCUGGCGGAGAAUGCAGUCGGACCCACUGCCACGCGGCCAGAUGACAUCCACACUCUCUACUCUGGAAAGUGAGUAGCCGUUGGGGGAGCAUUUAAACCAGUUAGGCAAGGUAAUGGGAAACGGGCUAAUAUGAUGGCAACCUGAGGGAGGUAAUUCAAGAUUUUCCUUCUGAUGGGCUUUGUGUGGGAAAGAAACAAUUGGCUGACAUUUGAGCAAGGAUUCAUUAUUACGUUAUUGGCUUACAUUUAGUUUGUUUGUGGUUGAUUUAUGGUUUGAAUAGCCUUUUGUUCUCUUUUUGCUGCCUUUCUGAUUGAAGAAUUGAUGGCCUGAAUAAUAGUUUGUUCUCUUGUUUUGCUAACUUUCUCACAAAGGACAGUGGAGAUCAACAACACUGAUGCUGAAGGCAGGCUAGUGCUCUCUGAUGGUGUGGUGUAUGCCAGCAAGGACCUCUCUGCUGACAUCAUCCUGGAUAUGGCCACUCUGACAGGGGCACAGGUGUGUGACGGGCGGCCUCCUCUAGGGCCACAGCACUGCAGCUUUGGCAACAACAUUCGCCUACAUUACUUUGAUGUCACACACUUCUUUAAUCACUUGUCAUUGUGCAGCAAGCAAUUUAUAUAAUUUUGCUCUUAUAGAAUAGAUUUAGGCCUCUUACAUUUGAUAUAUUUUUAUUUCUAUAAGAUUGAGUCGGUCAAAAAAAUUCAGAAGUGAUGGUUUGGUAAUAAAUGUUAGCUCAAUCGCUAUGGUAUUUUUUUAUUGGUAAAUUUACAAACAUAUAUAAUGAUAUAUAAUAUAUAAUGAAACUUGUAUCCCAUUAUUGUAUGUGGUGAAAUAAGUAUAGCCAGUUAUAAUUGUAAUGGCUUUGCAGAUAAUAACAAAAGAAUAACAAUAUUUAAACGGCUCGAAGAGAAUGAAUGUAAUAUCUAUUGUUUACAGGAAACUCAUUCAACAAUUCUAGAUGAAGUUGCGUGGAAAAAGGAAUGGGGGGGCGAAAUAUACUUCUCCCAUGGGCAAAGAAACUCAAAAGGGGUGAUGAUAUUAAUUAACAGUAAUUUCGAUCCGAAUGUGCAAAUUGUCCAAACAGAUACGCAAGGUAGAUUGAUUGUUUUAAAUAUGUUAUUGGACCAUAAACAGAUAUGGCUCAUUAACCUUUACGGACCAAGUAAUGAUGAUCCACACUUCUUUGACAAUAUAUAUAAUACAUUUUCAACUCUGCAAGCAAUUCAAGACUCUAUUAUUAUGGUUGGAGAUUAUAAUACCGUUUUAAAUAGCUCAAUGAACCGUAAAGGAAAUCACACUACAAACAAUCACCCUCAUGCUCUUAAGGAAAUGGUGAAUGUCAUGGAUACAUUAGAACUAGUAGAUAUAUGGAGGCUUAACUAUCCUGAUCUAGUGAGAUAUACAUGGCGGAGACUCAAUCAAGCUAGUCGUCUUGACUUCUUUCUUUUUCGUUGGCACCAAAAGUUUAAAAAGUGUUGAUAGGGGACAGAAUGCGGUUGGACCAUCAUAUACAGUGGGGAAAAAAGUAUUUAGUCAGCCAACAAUUGUGCAAGUUAUCCCACUUAAAAAGAUGAGAGGCCUGUAAUUUGCAUCAUAGGUACACGUCAACUAUGACAGACAAAAUGAGGAAAAAAAAUCCAGAAAAUCACAUUGUAGGAUUUUUAAUGAAUUUAUUUGCAAAUUAUGGUGGUAAAUAAGUAUUUGGUCAAUAACAAAAGUUUCUCAAUAAUUUGUUAUAUACCCUUUGUUGGCAAUGACACAGGUCAAACAUUUUCUGUAAGUCUUCACAAGGUUUUCACACACUGUUGCUGGUAUUUUGGCCCAUUCCUCCAUGCAGAUCUCCUCUAGAGCAGUGAUGUUUUGGGGCUGUCGCUGGGCAACACGGACUUUCAACUCCCUCCAAAGAUUUUCUAUGGGGAUCUCACCUCGUGGGGCAUCAAUGAUCAUGAGGAAGGUGAGGGAUCAGCCCAGAACUACAUGGCAGGACCUGGUCAAUGACCUGAAGAGAGCUGGGACCACAGUCUCAAAGAAAACCAUUAGUAACACACUACGCCGUCAUGGAUUAAAAUCCUGCAGCGCACGCAAGGUCCCCCUGCUCAAGCCAGCGCAUGUCCAGGCCCGUCUGAAGUUUGCCAGUGACCAUCUGGAUGAUCCAGAGAAGGAAUGGGAGAAGGUCAUGUGGUCUGAUGAGACAAAAAGAUAGCUUUUUGGUCUAAACUCCACUCGCCGUGUUUGGAGGAAGAAGAAGGAUGAGUACAACUCCAAGAACACCAUCCCAACCGUGGAGCAUGGAGGUGGAAACAUCAUUCUUUGGGGAUGCUUUUCUGCAAAGGGGACAGGACGACUGCACCGUAUUGAGGGGAGGAUGGAUGGGGCCAUGUAUCGCGAGAUCUUGGCCAACAACCUCCUUUCCCUCAGUAAGAGCAUUGAAGAUGGGUCAUGGCUGGGUCUUACAGCAUGACAACGACCCGAAACACACAGCCAGGGCAACUAAGGAGUGGCUCCGUAAGAAGCAUCUCAAGGUCCUGGAGUGGCCUAGCCAGUCUCCAGACCUGAACCCAAUAGAACAUCUUUGGAGGGAGCUGAAAGUCCGUAUUGCCCAGCAACAGCCCCGAAACCUGAAGAAUCUGGAGAAGAUCUGUAUGGAGGAGUGGGCCAAAAUCCCUGCUGCAGUGUGUGCAAAACUGGUCAAGACCUACAGGAAACGUAUGAUCUCUGUAAUUGCAAACAAAGGUUUCUGUACCAAAUAUUAAGUUCUGCUUUUCUGAUGUAUCAAAUACUUAUGUCAUGCAAUAAAAUGCAAAUUAAUUACUUAAAAUUCAUACAAUGUGAUUUUCUGGAUUUCUGUUUUAGAUUCCGUCUCUCACAGUUGAAGUGUACCUAUGAUAAAAAUUACAGACCUCUACAUGCUUUGUAAGUAGGAAAACCUGCAAAAUCGGCAGUGUAUCAAAUACUUGUUCUCCCCACUGUAUGUGUAUAUACACUGCUCAAAAAAAUAAAGGGAACACUUAAACAACACAUCCUAGAUCUGAAUGAAUGAAAUAAUCUUAUUAAAUACUUUUUUCUUUACAUAGUUGAAUGUGCUGACAACAAAAUCACACAAAAAUUAUCAAUGGAAAUCAAAUUUAUCAACCCAUAGAGGUCUGGAUUUGGAGUCACCCUCAAAGUGUGUGAAGCACACUACAGGCUGAUCCAACUUUGAUGUAAUGUCCUUAAAACAAGUCAAAAUGAGGCUCGGUAGUGUGUGUGGGCUCCACGUGCCUGUAUGACCUCCCUACAACGCCUGGGCAUGCUCCUGAUGAGGUGGCGGAUGGUCUCCUGAGGGAUCUCCUGCCAGACCUGGACUAAAGCAUCCGCCAACUCCUGGACAGUCUGUGCUGCAACGUGGCGUUGGUGGAUGGAGCGAGACAUGAUGUCCCAGAUGUGCUCAAUUAGAUUCAGGUCUGGGGAACGGGCGGGCCAGUCCAUAGCAUCAAUUCCUUCCUCUUGCAGGAACUGCUGACACACUCCAGCCACAUGAGGUCUAGCAUUGUCUUGCAUUAGGAGGAACCCAGGGCCAACCGCACCAGCAUAUGGUCUCACAAGGGGUCUGAGGAUCUCAUCUCGGUACCUAAUGGCAGUCAGGGUACCUCUGGCGAGCACAUGGAGGGCUGUGCGGCCCCCCAAAGAAAUGCCACCCCACACCAUGACUGACCCACCGCCAAACCGGUCAUGCUGGAGGAUGUUGCAGGCAGCAGAACGUUUUCCACAGCGUCUCCAGACUCUGUCACGUGCUCAGUGUGAACCUGCUUUCAUCUGUGAAGAGCACAGGGCGCCAGUGGCGAAUUUGCCAAUCUUGGUGUUCUCUGGCAAAUGCCAAACGUCCUGCACGGUGUUGGGCUGUAAGCACAACCCCCACCUGUGGACGUCGGGCCCUCAUACCACCCUCAUGGAGUCUGUUUCUGACCGUUUGAGCAGACACAUGCACAUUUGUGGCCUGCUGGAGGUCAUUUUGCAGGGCUCUGGCAGUGCUCCUCCUGCUCCUCCUUGCUCAAAGGCUUAGGUAGCGGUCCUGCUGCUGGGUUGUUGCCCUCCUACGGCCUCCUCCACGUCUCCUGAUGUACUGGCCUGUCUCCUGGUAGCGCCUCCAUGCUCUGGACACUACGCUGACAGACACAGCAAACCUUCUUGCCACAGCUCGCAUUGAUGUGCCAUCCUGGAUGAGCUGCACUACCUGAGCCACUUGUUUGGAUUGUAGACUCCGUCUCAUGCUACCACUAGAGUGAAAGCACCGCCAGCAUUCAAAAGUGACCAAAACAUCAGCCUGGAAGCAUAGGAACUGAGAAGUGGUCUGUGGUCACCACCUGCAGAACCACUUCUUUAUUGGGGGUGUCUUGCUAAUUGCCUAUAAUUUCCACCUGUUGUCUAUUCCAUUUGCACAACAGCAUGUGACAUUUAUUGUCAAUCAGUGUUGCUUCCUAAGUGGACAGUUUGAUUUCACAGAAGUGUGAUUGACUUGGAGUUCCAUUGUGUUGUUUAAGUGUUCCCUUUAUUUUUUGAGCAGUGUAUAUAUUUGCAAGAAAAAAAACAUAUGGGGAUUGGAAGUGAUGCAGACAAUUACAUUGAUGGAAGUUACAAUCUAUCUGAAAUAUUAAAGCUGAUCUACCCCCUAAAAAAAAGAAGAAAAAGAAAAAAAGUUAGCUCAAGGGAGUCACACCACAAGACAUUAGUCAUCACAUUGUUGAAACACUCAUAAAAGCCAGUUGGGACUGUUUUACAGUCACUGCACUUUGAUCAGAGUAAAGGUUAACAGGGCUUGUGACCGACAUAAUACCUACUAACAAAAGUUUAACUUUUCGUUGAUCUUUGCACUUACUGACAUUGUCGUGAGCUAAAGCUAAAACUCUCCACAUUCUCUAUGAGAAACUCAAAACAACGGUUAUCAAGGGUGUUUGUGUCACACAAAAUUGUUAGGCCUACAAAAUUUGAGAUUUUCCUUAGAACAGUCGUUCUCUAGCCUAUCUCGAAACACACCUCGUGCAGUUGAUGAUAACGCCACAUCCUGUGGUAACCCUCAUGAUGUGCUGAUUUGGCUAAUUCUGAAAAACACCACAUGAUGCACCACAUUUAGAUUUUUUUGGGCUACCCAGUGAAGUAGCUAGUCGCAAGUGAAACAUUUGUCACUGAGGUGUGAUCAGCACAAAAUUGGGGCUGAUUUUUGUUGCUCACCAGGAAAGGUUUGAAUCUAUACUGAACAAACUCUAUACUGAACAAAAAUAUAAAUGCAACAAUUUCAAAUCCAAUCCAAUUUUAUUUUUCACAUGCGCCGAAUACAACAGGUGUAGACCUUACCGUGAAAUGCUUACUUACAAGCCCUUAACCAACAAUGCAGUUCAAGAAAUAGAGUUAAGAAAAUGUUUAAUAAAUAAACUAAAGUAAAGAAUAUAAAAAAUAAAUACAGAAUAAAAUAACAAUAACGAGGCUAUAUACAGGGGGUACCGAGUCAAUGUGUGGGGGUACAGGUUAGUCGAGGUAAUUUGUACAUGUAGGUAGGGGUAAAGUGACUAUGCGUAGAUAAUAAACAGCGAGUAGCAGCAGUGUAAAAACAAAGGAGGGGAGGGGUGGUAUCAAUGCAAAUAGUCCAGGUGGCCAUUUGAUUAAUUGUUCAGCAGUCUUAUGGCUUGGGGGUAGAAGCUGUUAAGGAGCCUUUUGGACCUAGACUUGGCGCUCCGGUACCGCUUGCCGUGCGGUAGCAGAGAGAACAGUCUAUGACUUGGGAGUCUUUGACAAUUUUUUGGGCCUUCCUCUGACACUGCCUAGGAUAUAGGUCCUUGAUGGCAGGAAGCUUGGCCCCAGUGAUGUACUGGGCCAUACGCACUACCCUCUGUAGCGCCUUACGGUCGGAUGCCGAGCAGUUGCCAUACCAGGCGGGGAUGCAACCGGUCAGGAUGCUCUCGAUGGUGCAGCUGUAUACAUUUUUGAGGAUCUGGGGAAAAAGGUGUUUUCGUGCCCUCUUCACAACUGACUUGGUGUGUGUGGACCAUGAUCGUUUGUUGGUGAUGUGGACACCAAGGAACAUGAAACUCUCGACCCUGAUCCAUGAUCAGCUCCUUUGUCUUGCUCACGUUAAGGAAGAGGUUGUUGUCCUGGCAACACACGGCCAGGUCUCUGACCUCCUCCCUAUAGGCUGUCUCAUCGUUGUCGGUGAUCAGGCCUACCACCUGUUGUGUCGUCGGCAAACUUAAUGAUGGUGUUGGAGUCGUGCAUGGCCACGCAGUCGUGGGUGAACAGGGAGUACAGGAGAGGACUGAGCACGCACCCCUGAGGGGCCCCCGUGUUGAGGAUCAGCGUGGCAGAUGUGUUGUUGCCUACCCUUACCACCUAGGGGUGGCCUGUCAGGAUCCAGUUGCAGAGGGAGGUGUUUAGUCCCAGGGUCCUUAGCUUAGUGAUGAGCUUUGAGGGCACUAUGGUGUUGAACGCUGAGCUGUAGUCAAUGAACAGCAUUCUCACAUAGGUGUUCCUCUUGUCCAGGUGGGAAAGGGCAGUGUGGAUUGCGAUUGAGAUUGCGUCAUCUGUGGAUCUGUUGGGGCGGAAUUUGAAUUGGAGUGGGUGUAGGGUUUCCAGGAUGAUGGUGUUGAUGUGAGACAUGACCAGCCUUUCAAAGCACUUCAUGCUACGGGGCGGUAGUCAUUUAGGCAGGUUACCUUCACUUUCUUGGCACAGGGACUAUGGUGGUCUGCUUGAAACAUGUAGGUAUUACAGACUCGGUCAGGGAGAGGUUGAAAAAUGUCAGUGAAGACACUUGCCAGUUGGUCCGUGCAUGCUCUGAGUACACGUCCUGGUAAUCUGUCUAUCCCCGCAGCCUUGUGAAUGUUGACCUGUUUAAAGGUCUUGCUCACAUCGGCUAUGGAGAGCGUGAUCACACAGUUGUCCGGAACAGCUGGCGCUCUCCUGCAUGCUUCAGUGUUGCUUGCCUCGAAGCUAGCAUAAAAGGCAUUUGGCGCGUCUGGUAGGCUAACGUCUGGUAGGCUCGCGGCUGGGUUUCCCUUUGUAGUCUGUAAUAGUUUGCAAGCCCUGCCACAUCCGACGAGCGUCAGAUGUGGACAUCAGUUCAUAUAAGGACAUCAGUCAAUUGAAAUAAAUUCAUUAGGCCCUAGUCUAUGGAUUUCACAUGAAUGGGAAUACAGAUAUGCAUCUGUUGGUCCCAGAUACCUUUAAAAAAACAGGUUCGGAUGUGGAUCAGAAAACCAGUCAGUCUCCUUUGCAUAGAUCAGGCUGUUGAUUGUGGACUGUGGAAUGUUGUCUCACUCCUCUUCAAUGGUUGUGCGAAGUUGCUGGAUAUGGGCGGGAACUGGAACACUGUUGUACACAUCAACCAGAGCAUCCCAAACAUGCUCAAUGGGUGACAUGUCUGGUGAGUAUGCAGGCCAUGGAAGAACUGGAACAUUUUCAGCUUCCAGGAAUUGUGUACAGAUCCUUGCGACAUGGGGCCGUGCAUUAUCAUGCUGAAACAUGAGGUGAUGGCGGCGGAUGAAUGGCACGACAAUGGGCCCCAGGAUCUUGUCACGGUAUCUCUGUGCAUUCAAACUGCCAUCGAUAAAAAGUGAUUGUGUUCCUUGUCCGUUGCUUAUGCAUGACCAUACCAUAACCCCACCACCACAAUGGGGCACUCUGUUCACAAUGUUGACAUCAGCAAACCGCUCGUCCACACAACGCCAUAUAUGUGGUGUGCGGUUGUGAGGCCGGUUGGAAGUACUGCCAAAUUCUAAAACGACGUUGGAGGCAGCUUAUGGUAGAGAAAUGAACAUUCAAUUCUCUGGCAACAGCUCUGGUGGACAUUCCUGCUGUCAGCAUGCCAUGCCAAUUGCACGCUCCUUCAAAACUUGAGACAUCUGUGGCGUUGUGUUGUGACAAAACUGCACAUUUUAAAGUGGCCUUUUAGUGUCCCCAGCACAAGGUGCACCUGUGUAAUGACCAUGCUGUUUAUCCAGCCACACCUGUCAGGUGGAUGGAUUAUCUUGGGAAAGGAGAAAUGCUCACUAACAGAGAUGUAAUCAAAUUUGUGCACAACAUUCUAGAGAAAUAAGCUUUUUGUGCGUAUGGAAUAUUUCUUGGAUAUUUUAUUGCAGUUCAUGAAACAUGGGACCAACACUUUACAUGUUGCGUUUAUAUUUUUGUUAACUGUAUAUUCAAUAUAAACAUAUCACCAUACAGUUGAAGUUGGAAGUUUACAUACACUUAGGUUGGGGUCGUUAAAACUUGUUUUUCAACCACUCCACAAAUGUCUUGUUAAGAAACUAUAGUUUUGGCAAGUCUGUUAGGACAUCUACUUUGUGCAAGACACAAGUAAUUUUUCCAACAAUUGUUUACAGACAGAUUAUUUCACUUAUCACAAUUCCAGUGGGUCAGAAGUUUACAUACACUAAGUUGACUGUGCCUUUAAACAGCUUGGAAAAUUCCAGAAAAUUAUGUCAUGGCUUUAGAAGCUUCUGAUAAGCUAAUUGACAUCAUUUGAGUCAAUUGGAGGUGUACCUGUGGAUGUAUUGCAAGGCCUACCCUCAAACUGAGUGCCUCUUUGUUUGACAUCAUGGGAAAAUCAAAAGAAAUCAGCCAAGACCUCAGAAAAGAAAUUGUAGACCUCCACAAGUCUGGUUCAUCCUUGGGAGCAAUUUCCAAAGGCUUGAAGGUACCACGUUCAUCUGUACAAACAAUAGUAUGCAAGUAUAAACACUAUGGGACCACGCAGCCGUCAUACCGCUCAGGAAGGAGACGCGUUCUGUCUCCUAGAGAUGAACGUACUUUGGUGCGAAAAGUGCAAAUCAAUCCCAGAACAACAGCAAAGGACCUUGUGAAGAUUCUGGAGGAAACAGGUACAAAAGUAUCUAUAUCCACAGUAAAACGAGUCCUAUAUCGACAUAACCUGAAAGGCCGCUUAGCAAGGAAGAAGCCACUGCUCCAAAACCACCAUAAAAAAAGCCAGACUACGGUUUGCAACUGCAAAUGGGGACAAAGAUCGUACUUUUUGGAGAAAUGUCCUCUGGUCUGAUGAAACAAAAAUAGAACUUUUUGGCCAUAAUGACCAUCGUUAUGUUUGGAGGAAAAAGGGGGUGGCUUGCAAGCCGAAGAACACCAUCCCAACUGUGAAGCACGGGGGUGGCAGCAUCAUGCUGUGGGGGUGCUUUGCUGCAGGAGGGUCUGGUGCACUUCACAAAAUAGAUGGCAUCAUGAGGAAGGAAAAUUAUGUGGAUAUAUUGAAGCAACAUCUCAAGACAUCAGUCAGAAAUUUAAAGCUUGGUCACAAAUGGGUCUUCCAAAUGGACAAUGACCCCAAGCAUACUUCCAAAGUUGUGGCAAAAUGGCUUAAGGACAACAAAGUUAAGGUAUUGGAGUGGCCAUCACAAAGCUGACCUCAAUCCUAUAGAAAAUGUGUGGGCAGAACUGAAAAAGCGUGUGCGAGCAAGGAGGCCUACAAACCUGACUCAGUUACACCAGCUCUGUCAGGAGGAAUGGGUGAAAAUUCACCCAACUUAUUGUGGGAAGUUUGUGGAAGGCUACCCGAAGCGUUUGACCCAAGUUAAACAAUUUAAAGGCAAUGCUACCAAAUACUAAUUGAGUGUAUGUAAACUUCUGACCCACUGGGAAUGUGAUGAAUGAAAGAAAAGCUGAAAUAAAUAAUUAGCUCUACUAUUAUUCUGACAUUUCACAUUCUUAAAAUAAAGUGGUGACCCUAACUGACCUAAGACAGGGAAUUUUUACUAGGAUUAAAUGUCAGGAAUUGUGAAAAACUGAGUUUAAAUGUAUUUGGCUAAGGUGCAUGUAAACUUCAGACUUCAACUAUAUGUCUUCUCACCUUCUUUCACUUUAGUGAAUAACCAUAGUUUGUGUAUAACAAAUGACGAUAUGAGUAUAUGUUUCUAAAAAUGGUUGAAUUUGUGUGUGGCUCUCCUAGGGGAUUUCCACAGGGAAGUACCAUUGUGCUGUGAUGACCAACAGUGAGCAGUGGGAGACGGCAUGUGUGAGGGCGGGCCGCAGCAGUGGAGACCUGGCUCAUCCCCUGGUCUACUGCCCAGAGCUGCACUUCAACGAGUUCACCUCAGCCGUGGCAGACAUGAAGAACUCUGUGGCUGUGAGUGGCACCACUACUCCACAGUAUGCCCAGUCUCUAGCAGGUCCUAAUCCUGGAUCUGAGUACAAUCAAGGAGCUUCUACAGCCUAUUGUGAUUGUUGAUCAUUUUCCUUCAGCCAAUUUAUAUAUAUUUUUCUGGAUAAGAGUGUCUGCUAAAUGACUAAAAUGUAAAUGCAUGAUUUUGCUGUGUCUGUGAAAGGACAGGGAAAACGCCACGAGCUCCUGUGCCGGCCUCUUCAUCGGCUCUCACCUGGGUUUUGACUGGCCUGGCGUCUGGGUCCAUGUGGACAUAGCCUCCCCCGUCCAUGCUGUGAGUGACUGGAUAUUUUAGUUUAGUGGAGGCGGUUUCCUGGACACAGAUUAAGCCUAGUCAUGAACUAAAAAGCAAACCCAAUGGAGAAUCCUCACAUAAAAAAAUGCUUUUUAGUCCAGCAUUAGGCUUAAUGUGUCUGGAAACCGCUCUUUAAAGUGUUUCAUUCAAUAUUUAGAAAGUAUAGACUAGACAUGCUCUAUUAAAUCAAUUUCAGCCCCUCACAGAUCUCGACUGACUCGUAUAAACAAAGGAUCUUCCUCUGUAUACUUUAUCUAUCUAGUGCUUACAGAUCGGUGAAAAAAUGUGUAGGAGCUAGAGCUAAGGGAAGGGGGGCUGGGAUCCAAAAUAUAGUUGAGUCAUGGUGUAACCUGUCCUCUCUCGCGUUUUCCCUCCCUUUCUCUCUGCAGGGGGAGCGCGCUACCGGCUUCGGCGUGGCUUUGCUCAUGGCCCUGUUCGGCCAGGCCUCAGAUGACCCCAUGCUCAACCAGGUGUCUCCUCUGGGGGCUGCUUGCAUAAAUGCUGCAUCCAGGGACCCGAUGGAGCGCGACUGCAAGAGGAGGAGACUGGUGUAAAACCUCCAAGCAGCUACCUUUGGACUUACCAACUGCACAGCCUCACCGGACCCACACACCUCCACUCUUUACGCUGACAUACACUGAUCACCUAGAAAGCAUUUCCAAUCCUCAAUUCUUAUUCGACUCCUUCACAAUGCAGUGAAUAAAAUGUGAAAAAAGAGCAGGUGGCUAGAACUUCUCUCAAAUUUGUUCACGUUGUAUUUAAAUGACAGUCUUUUAAUUUUGUCUCAGAUGGCCCACAAAGAAUUGGGAGGGAUGAUGAAUAUGCAAAUGUUUAUAGCAUGUUUUACACUUGAAGGUUUUGCCUUCCUUAAAUGAAUUACCAGAGCGUUAAGUGAGUGAGAAAGGAAAUGGUUGCAUAUCCCAGAACCAACGUGUAUCUGUGAUCAGGGUUGUGAGAGAGAGCUUUCAAUUUUGUGCAGAUGAGGGAUAUACAUUUUAAAAUAUAGUAUACAUCUAAUCUCUUUUUUUAUUGUCCUAUCAUGAUGGAACGAUCCCCAACCCUAUAUCCUAGAAACCCACCUGAGCGACCCAUACACCAAAGAGAAGUCCAAUCUGUUUUAUGGACCUGCUGUGAGUUGCCUAAACAGAAAAAUAAAUGCGGUCAGAAACCUACUUGAGCAGCACCGCACCCUCAAGAUUCUGAGCCUGCCUGGCAGGGUUGGUCCUACAAAGCCAGAGCCCCCUGAUGGUAGAGCAUUAUAUACAAGGAAAUUCUCAAAGCUGCUAAUGAGAACCUUGACAACCUUGUACCUAGCCGGUGGGGAUUCUGGUGGGUUACCUCCACCCAGGUAGUGGCAGUGCUGGAAACACUAGCUGCAGUAACCCAUGGGGAGGGGGUCACACUCUGACAAUCAGAGAGGGGGCUUAUUAUUGUGGCCCAGGUGGCACAAAAUAAUCAAAGGUCUGACUGCACGGAGAUGCUUGGUAAAAAUGGUUACAACGGGGGACCAGAGUGUUUGUGUCUCAGGUGAAGAGGGUGGAUCUGAUCUCCGUCACCUAGGACUUUACAUAGAUUAAAUAGAUUAAUCAAAUCUCACAUUGUUGUCAAUUUUUUGCUCAAUCUUGCAUGCUUUCUCGAAAAGCUGUAACUGUAUAUGCAUUCGUAAAUCGGGUCCUUUCUUGAGUUGGGCUCUGGGAUGUAACAACCGUUGAGCAUCUGAUCUUAUGGUUGAUUGUGGAGGAAAGGGGUUGAGUAUGUGCGUGUGUGUUUAUCCCCAUCUGUUGCAAGGGGGUAAGGAUGUUAGGGAGAAUAUAGGAUGAACCACAAUAAUUGUUUGCUAAAAUAAUAAUUGCUUGUCAAAAAUGUAAUGUAAUACAAUGGCUAUCCGGGUUAUAGGUUAAAAUCCUACACAUGAACUGCCGACAUGAUUACGCAUAUUAAUUGAUAAUGAUGGAAAAUAAGAUAUGCAAGAUAUUUGAAUAGAUAUAUAUUUUUAAAUAGCUAUAUACACUGCUCAAAAAAAUAAAGGGAACACUAAAAUAACACAUCCUAGAUCUGAAUGAAUUAAAUAAUCGUAUUAAAUACUUUUUUCUUUACAUAGUUGAAUGUGCUGACAACAAAAUCACACAACAAUUAUCAAUGGAAAUCAAAUUUAUCAACCCAUGGAGGUCUGGAUUUGGAGUCACCCUCAAAAUUAAAGUGGAAAGGUCAUACAGGCUGAUCCAACUUUGAUGUAAUGUCCUUAAAACAAGUCAAAAUGAGGCUCAGUAGUGUGUGGCCUCCACGUGCAUGUAUGACCUCCCUACAACGCCUGGGCAUGCUCCUGAUGAGGUGGCGGAUGGUCUCCUGAGGGAUCUCCUCCCAGACCUGGACUAAAGCAUCCACCAACUCUUGGACAGUCUGUGGUGCAACGUGGCGUUGGUGGAUGGAGCGAGACAUGAUGUCCCAGAUGUGCUCAAUUGGAUUCAGGUCUGGGGAACGGGCGGUCCAUAGCAUCAAUGCUUUCCUCUUGCAGGAACUGCUGACACACUCCAGCCACAUGAGGUCUAGCAUUGUCUUGCAUUAGGAGGAACCCAGGGCCAACCGCACCAGCAUAUGGUCUCACAAGGGGUCUGAGGAUCUCAUCUCGGUACCUAAUGGCAGUCAGGCUACCUCUGGCGAGCACAUGGAGGGCUGUGCGGCCCCCCAAAGAAAUGCCACCCCACACCAUGACUGACCCACCGCCAAACCGGUCAUGCUGGAGGAUGUUGCAGGCAGCAGAACGUUUUCCACAGCGUCUCCAGACUGUCACGUGCUCAGUGUGAACCUGCUUUCAUCUAUGAAGAGCACAGGGCGCCAGUGGCGAAUUUGCCAAUCUUGGUGUUCUCUGGCAAAUGCCAAACGUCCUGCACGGUGUUGGGCUGUAAGCACAACCCCCACCUGUGGACGUCGGGCCCUCAUACCACCCUCAUGGAGUCUGUUUCUGACCGUUUGAGCAGACACAUGCACAUUUGUGGCCUGCUGGAGGUCAUUUUGCAGGGCUCUGGCAGUGCUCCUCCUGCUCCUCCUUGCUCAAAGGCUUAGGUAGCGGUCCUGCUGCUGGGUUGUUGCCCUCCUACGGCCUCCUCCACGUCUCCUGAUGUACUGGCCUGUCUCCUGGUAGCGCCUCCAUGCUCUGGACACUACGCUGACAGACACAGCAAACCUUAAUAAUAAUAAUAAAUAAUAAUAAUAUGCCAUUUAGCAGACGCUUUUAUCCAAAGCGACUUACAGUCAUGCGUGCAUACAUUUUUGUGUAUGGGUGGUCCCGGGGAUCGAACCCACUACCUUGGCGUUACAAGCGCCGUGCUCUACCAGCUGAGCUACAAAGGACCACAAACCUUCUUGCCACAGCUCGCAUUGAUGUGCCAUCCUGGAUGAGCUGCACUACCUGAGCCACUUGUUUGGAUUGUAGACUCCGUCUCAUGCUACCACUAGAGUGAAAGCACCGCCAGCAUUCAAAAGUGACCAAAACAUCAGCCUGGAAGCAUAGGAACUGAGAAGUGGUCUGUGGUCACCACCUGCAGAACCACUUCUUUAUUGGGGGUGUCUUGCUAAUUGCCUAUAAUUUCCACCUGUUGUCUAUUCCAUUUGCACAACAGCAUGUGACAUUUAUUGUCAAUCAGUGUUGCUUCCUAAGUGGACAGUUUGAUUUCACAGAAGUGUGAUUGACUUGGAGUUCCAUUGUGUUGUUUAAGUGUUCCCUUUAUUUUUUGAGCAGUGUAUAUAUUUGCAAGAAAAAAAACAUAUGGGGAUUGGAAGUGAUGCAGACAAUUACAUUGAUGGAAGUUACAAUCUAUCUGAAAUAUUAAAGCUGAUCUACCCCCUAAAAUGUUUAAAAAAAAAUAAUGUUGGCUCAAGGAAGUCACAUCACAAGACAUUAGUCAUCACAUUGUUGAAACACUCAUAAAAGCCAGUUGGGACUGUUUUACAGUCACUGCACUUUGAUCAGAGUAAAGGUUAACAGGGCUUGUGACCGACAUAAUACCUACUAACAAAAGUUUAACUUUUCGUUGAUCUUUGCACUCACUGACAUUGUCGUGAGCUAAAGCUAAAACUCUCCACAUUCUCUAUGAUAAACUCAAAACAACUGUUAUCAAGGGUGUUUGUGUCACACAAAAUUGUUAGGCCUACAAAAUUUGAGAUUUUCCUUAGAACAGUCAUUCUCUAGCCUAUCUCGAAACAUACCUCGUGCAGUUGAUGAUGACGCCACAUCCUGUGGUAACCCUCAUGAUGUGCUGAUUUGGCUAAUUCUGAAAAACACCACAUGAUGCACCACAUUUAGAUUUUUUUGGGCUACCCAGUGAAGUAGCUAGUCGCAAGUGAAACAUUUGUCACUGAGGUGUGAUCAGCACAAAAUUGGGGCUGAUUUUUGUUGCUCACCAGAAAAGGUUUGAAUCUAUACUGAACAAACUCUAUACUGAACAAAAAUAUAAAUGCAACAAUUUCAAAUCCAAUCCAAUUUUAUUUUUCACAUGCGCCGAAUACAACAGGUGUAGACCUUACCGUGAAAUGCUUACUUACAAGCCCUUAACCAACAAUGCAGUUCAAGAAAUAGAGUUAAGAAAAUGUUUAAUAAAUAAACUAAAGUAAAGAAUAUAAAGAAAUAAAUACAGAAUAAAAUAACAAUAACGAGGCUAUAUACAGGGGGUACCGAGUCAAUGUGUGGGGGUACAGGUUAGUCGAGGUAAUUUGUACAUGUAGGUAGGGGUAAAGUGACUAUGCGUAGAUAAUAAACAGCGAGUAGCAGCAGUGUAAAAACAAAGGAGGGGAGGGGUGGUAUCAAUGCAAAUAGUCCAGGUGGCCAUUUGAUUAAUUGUUCAGCAGUCUUAUGGCUUGGGGGUAGAAGCUGUUAAGGAGCCUUUUGGACCUAGACUUGGCGCUCCGGUACCGCUUGCCGUGCGGUAGCAGAGAGAACAGUCUAUGCUACCGCAGUCUAUGCUACCCACAGCAUCAUGCUGUGGGGGUGCUUUGCUGCAGGAGGGUCUGGUGCACUUCACAAAAUAGAUGGCAUCAUGAGGAAGGAAAAUUAUGUGGAUAUAUUGAAGCAACAUCUCAAGACAUCAGUCAGAAAUGUAAAGCUUGGUCACAAAUGGGUCUUCCAAAUGGACAAUGACCCCAAGCAUACUUCCAAAGUUGUGGCAAAAUGGCUUAAGGACAACAAAGUUAAGGUAUUGGAGUGGCCAUCACAAAGCCCUGACCUCAAUCCUAUAGAAAAUGUGUGGGCAGAACUGAAAAAGCGUGUGCGAGCAAGGAGGCCUACAAACCUCACUCAGUUACACCAGCUCUGUCAGGAGGAAUGGGUGAAAAUUCACCCAACUUAUUGUGGGAAGUUUGUGGAAGGCUACCCGAAGCGUUUGACCCAAGUUAAACAAUUUAAAGGCAAUGCUACCAAAUACUAAUUGAGUGUAUGUAAACUUCUGACCCACUGGGAAUGUGAUGAAUGAUAGAAAAGCUGAAAUAAAUAAUUAGCUCUACUAUUAUUCUGACAUUUCACAUUCUUAAAAUAAAGUGGUGACCCUAACUGACCUAAGACAGGGAAUUUUUACUAUGAUUAAAUGUCAGGAAUUGUGAAAAACUGAGUUUAAAUGUAUUUGGCUAAGGUGCAUGUAAACUUCAGACUUCAACUAUAUGUCUUCUCACCUUCUUUCACUUUAGUGAAUAACCAUAGUUUGUGUAUAACAAAUGACAAUAUGAGUAUAUGUUUCUAAAAAUGGUUGAAUUUGUGUGUGGCUCUCCUAGGGGAUUUCCACAGGGAAGUACCAUUGUGCUGUGAUGACCAACAGUGAGCAGUGGGAGACGGCAUGUGUGAGGGCGGGCCGCAGCAGCGGGGAUCUGGCUCAUCCCCUGGUCUACUGCCCAGAGCUGCACUUCAACGAGUUCACCUCAGCCGUGGCAGACAUGAAGAACUCUGUGGCUGUGAGUGGCACCACUACUCCACAGUAUGCCCAGUCUCUAGCAGCUCCUAAUCCUGGAUCUGAGUACAAUCAAGGAGCUUCUACAGCCUAUUGUGAUUGUUGAUCAUUUUCCUUCAGCCAAUUUAUAUAUAUUUUUCUGGAUAAGAGUGUCUGCUAAAUGACUAAAAUGUAAAUGCAUGUUUUUGCUGUGUCUGUGAAAGGACAGGGAAAACGCCACGAGCUCCUGUGCCGGCCUCUUCAUCGGCUCUCACCUGGGUUUUGACUGGCCUGGCGUCUGGGUCCAUGUGGACAUAGCCUCCCCCGUCCAUGCUGUGAGUGACUGGAUAUUUUAGUUUAGUGGAGGCGGUUUCCUGGACACAGAUUAAGCCUAGUCAUGAACUAAAAAGCAAACCCAAUGGAGAAUCCUCACAUAAAAAAAUGCUUUUUAGUCCAGCAUUAGGCUUAAUGUGUCUGGAAACCGCUCUUUAAAGUGUUUCAUUCAAUAUUUAGAAAGUAUAGACUAGACAUGCUCUAUUAAAUCAAUUUCAGCCCCUCACAGAUCUCGACUGACUCGUAUAAACAAAGGAUCUUCCUCUGUAUACUUUAUCUAUCUAGUGCUUACAGAUCGGUGAAAAAAUGUGUAGGAGCUAGAGCUAAGGGAAGGGGGGCUGGGAUCCAAAAUAUAGUUGAGUCAUGGUGUAACCUGUCCUCUCUCGCGUUUUCCCUCCCUUUCUCUCUGCAGGGGGAGCGCGCUACCGGCUUCGGCGUGGCUUUGCUCAUGGCCCUGUUCGGCCAGGCCUCAGAUGACCCCAUGCUCAACCAGGUGUCUCCUCUGGGGGCUGCUUGCAUAAAUGCUGCAUCCAGGGACCCGAUGGAGCGCGACUGCAAGAGGAGGAGACUGGUGUAAAACCUCCAAGCAGCUACCUUUGGACUUACCAACUGCACAGCCUCACCGGACCCACACACCUCCACUCUUUACGCUGACAUACACUGAUCACCUAGAAAGCAUUUCCAAUCCUCAAUUCUUAUUCGACUCCUUCACAAUGCAGUGAAUAAAAUGUGAAAAAAGAGCAGGUGGCUAGAACUUCUCUCAAAUUUGUUCACGUUGUAUUUAAAUGACAGUCUUUUAAUUUUGUCUCAGAUGGCCCACAAAGAAUUGGGAGGGAUGAUGAAUAUGCAAAUGUUUAUAGCAUGUUUUACACUUGAAGGUUUUGCCUUCCUUAAAUGAAUUACCAGAGCGUUAAGUGAGUGAGAAAGGAAAUGGUUGCAUAUCCCAGAACCAACGUGUAUCUGUGAUCAGGGUUGUGAGAGAGAGCUUUCAAUUUUGUGCAGAUGAGGGAUAUACAUUUUAAAAUAUAGUAUACAUCUAAUCUCUUUUUUUAUUGUCCUAUCAUGAUGGAACGAUCCCCAACCCUAUAUCCUAGAAACCCACCUGAGCGACCCAUACACCAAAGAGAAGUCCAAUCUGUUUUAUGGACCUGCUGUGAGUUGCCUAAACAGAAAAAUAAAUGCGGUCAGAAACCUACUUGAGCAGCACCGCACCCUCAAGAUUCUGAGCCUGCCUGGCAGGGUUGGUCCUACAAAGCCAGAGCCCCCUGAUGGUAGAGCAUUAUAUACAAGGAAAUUCUCAAAGCUGCUAAUGAGAACCUUGACAACCUUGUACCUAGCCGGUGGGGAUUCUGGUGGGUUACCUCCACCCAGGUAGUGGCAGUGCUGGAAACACUAGCUGCAGUAACCCAUGGGGAGGGGGUCACACUCUGACAAUCAGAGAGGGGGCUUAUUAUUGUGGCCCAGGUGGCACAAAAUAAUCAAAGGUCUGACUGCACGGAGAUGCUUGGUAAAAAUGGUUACAACGGGGGACCAGAGUGUUUGUGUCUCAGGUGAAGAGGGUGGAUCUGAUCUCCGUCACCUAGGACUUUACAUAGAUUAAAUAGAUUAAUCAAAUCUCACAUUGUUGUCAAUUUUUGCUCAAUCUUGCAUGCUUUCUCGAAAAGCUGUAACUGUAUAUGCAUUCGUAAAUCGGGGUCCUUUCUUGAGUUGGGCUCUGGGAUGUAACAACCGUUGAGCAUCUGAUCUUAUGGUUGAUUGUGGAGGAAAGGGGUUGAGUAUGUGCGUGUGUGUUUAUCCCCAUCUGUUGCAAGGGGGUAAGGAUGUUAGGGAGAAUAUAGGAUGAACCACAAUAAUUGUUUGCUAAAAUAAUAAUUGCUUGUCAAAAAUGUAAUGUAAUACAAUGGCUAUCCGGGUUAUAGGUUAAAAUCCUACACAUGAACUGCCGACAUGAUUACGCAUAUUAAUUGAUAAUGAUGGAAAAUAAGAUAUGCAAGAUAUUUGAAUAGAUAUAUAUUUUUAAAUAGCUAUAUACACUGCUCAAAAAAAUAAAGGGAACACUAAAAUAACACAUCCUAGAUCUGAAUGAAUUAAAUAAUCUUAUUAAAUACUUUUUUCUUUACAUAGUUGAAUGUGCUGACAACAAAAUCACACAAAAAUUAUCAAUGGAAAUCAAAUUUAUCAACCCAUGGAGGUCUGGAUUUGGAGUCACCCUCAAAAUUAAAGUGGAAAGGUCAUACAGGCUGAUCCAACUUUGAUGUAAUGUCCUUAAAACAAGUCAAAAUGAGGCUCAGUAGUGUGUGGCCUCCACGUGCAUGUAUGACCUCCCUACAACGCCUGGGCAUGCUCCUGAUGAGGUGGCGGAUGGUCUCCUGAGGGAUCUCCUCCCAGACCUGGACUAAAGCAUCCACCAACUCUUGGACAGUCUGUGGUGCAACGUGGCGUUGGUGGAUGGAGCGAGACAUGAUGUCCCAGAUGUGCUCAAUUGGAUUCAGGUCUGGGGAACGGGCGGUCCAUAGCAUCAAUGCUUUCCUCUUGCAGGAACUGCUGACACACUCCAGCCACAUGAGGUCUAGCAUUGUCUUGCAUUAGGAGGAACCCAGGGCCAACCGCACCAGCAUAUGGUCUCACAAGGGGUCUGAGGAUCUCAUCUCGGUACCUAAUGGCAGUCAGGCUACCUCUGGCGAGCACAUGGAGGGCUGUGCGGCCCCCCAAAGAAAUGCCACCCCACACCAUGACUGACCCACCGCCAAACCGGUCAUGCUGGAGGAUGUUGCAGGCAGCAGAACGUUUUCCACAGCGUCUCCAGACUGUCACGUGCUCAGUGUGAACCUGCUUUCAUCUAUGAAGAGCACAGGGCGCCAGUGGCGAAUUUGCCAAUCUUGGUGUUCUCUGGCAAAUGCCAAACGUCCUGCACGGUGUUGGGCUGUAAGCACAACCCCCACCUGUGGACGUCGGGCCCUCAUACCACCCUCAUGGAGUCUGUUUCUGACCGUUUGAGCAGACACAUGCACAUUGUGGCCUGCUGGGAGGUCAUUUUGCAGGGCUCUGGCAGUGCUCCUCCUGCUCCUCCUUGCUCAAAGGCUUAGGUAGCGGUCCUGCUGCUGGGUUGUUGCCCUCCUACGGCCUCCUCCACGUCUCCUGAUGUACUGGCCUGUCUCCUGGUAGCGCCUCCAUGCUCUGGACACUACGCUGACAGACACAGCAAACCUUAAUAAUAAUAAUAAAUAAUAAUAAUAUGCCAUUUAGCAGACGCUUUUAUCCAAGCGACUUACAGUCAUGCGUGCAUACAUUUUUGUGUAUGGGUGGUCCCGGGGAUCGAACCCACUACCUUGGCGUUACAAGCGCCGUGCUCUACCAGCUGAGCUACAAAGGACCACAAACCUUCUUUGCCACAGCUCGCAUUGAUGUGCCAUCCUGGAUGAGCUGCACUACCUGAGCCACUUGUUUGGAUUGUAGACUCCGUCUCAUGCUACCACUAGAGUGAAAGCACCCGCCAGCAUUCAAAAGUGACCAAAAACAUCAGCCUGGAAGCAUAGGAACUGAGAAGUGGUCUGUGGUCCACCACCUGCAGAACCACUUCUUUAUUGGGGGUGUCUUGCUAAUUGCCUAUAAUUUCCACCUGUUGUCUAUUCCAUUUGCACAACAGCAUGUGACAUUUAUUGUCAAUCAGUGUUGCUUCCUAAGUGGACAGUUUGAUUUCACAGAAGUGUGAUUGACUUGGAGUUCCAUUGUGUUGUUUAAGUGUUCCCUUUAUUUUUUGAGCAGUGUAUAUAUUUGCAAGAAAAAAAAACAUAUGGGGAUUGGAAGUGAUGCAGACAAUUACAUUGAUGGAAGUUACAAUCUAUCUGAAAUAUUAAAGCUGAUCUACCCCCUAAAAUGUUUUUUUUUUAAAAAAUAAUGUUGGCUCAAGGAAGUCACAUCACAAGACAUUAGUCAUCACAUUGUUGAAACACUCAUAAAAGCCAGUUGGGACUGUUUUACAGUCACUGCACUUUGAUCAGAGUAAAGGUUAACAGGGCUUGUGACCGACAUAAUACCUACUAACAAAAGUUUAACUUUUCGUUGAUCUUUGCACUCACUGACAUUGUCGUGAGCUAAAGCUAAAACUCUCCACAUUCUCUAUGAUAAACUCAAAACAACUGUUAUCAAGGGUGUUUGUGUCACACAAAAUUGUUAGGCCUACAAAAUUUGAGAUUUUCCUUAGAACAGUCAUUCUCUAGCCUAUCUCGAAACAUACCUCGUGCAGUUGAUGAUGAACGCCACAUCCUGUGGUAACCCUCAUGAUGUGCUGAUUUGGCUAAUUCUGAAAAACACCACAUGAUGCACCACAUUUAGAUUUUUUUUGGGCUACCCAGUGAAGUAGCUAGUCGCAAGUGAAACAUUUGUCACUGAGGUGUGAUCAGCACAAAAUUGGGGCUGCUUUUUGUUGCUCACCAGAAAAGGUUUGAAUCUAUACUGAACAAACUCUAUACUGAACAAAAAUAUAAAUGCAACAAUUUCAAAUCCAAUCCAAUUUUAUUUUUCACAUGCGCCGAAUACAACAGGUGUAGACCUUACCGUGAAAUGCUUACUUACAAGCCCUUAACCAACAAUGCAGUUCAAGAAAUAGAGUUAAGAAAAUGUUUAAUAAAUAAACUAAAGUAAAGAAUAUAAAAAAUAAAUACAGAAUAAAAUAACAAUAACGAGGCUAUAUACAGGGGGGGUACCGAGUCAAUGUGUGGGGGUACAGGUUAGUCGAGGUAAUUUGUACAUGUAGGUAGGGGUAAAGUGACUAUGCGUAGAUAAUAAACAGCGAGUAGCAGCAGUGUAAAAACAAAGGAGGGGAGGGGUGGUAUCAAUGCAAAUAGUCCAGGUGGCCAUUUGAUUAAUUGUUCAGCAGUCUUAUGGCUUGGGGGUAGAAGCUGUUAAGGAGCCUUUUGGACCUAGACUUGGCGCUCCGGUACCGCUUGCCGUGCGGUAGCAGAGAGAACAGUCUAUGCUACCGCAGUCUAUGCUACCCACAGCAUCAUGCUGUGGGGGUGCUUUGCUGCAGGAGGGUCUGGUGCACUUCACAAAAUAGAUGGCAUCAUGAGGAAGGAAAAUUAUGUGGAUAUAUUGAAGCAACAUCUCAAGACAUCAGUCAGAAAUGUAAAGCUUGGUCACAAAUGGGUCUUCCAAAUGGACAAUGACCCCAAGCAUACUUCCAAAGUUGUGGCAAAAUGGCUUAAGGACAACAAAGUUAAGGUAUUGGAGUGGCCAUCACAAAGCCCUGACCUCAAUCCUAUAGAAAAUGUGUGGGCAGAACUGAAAAAGCGUGUGCGAGCAAGGAGGCCUACAAACUCACUCAGUUACACCAGCUCUGUCAGGAGGAAUGGGUGAAAAUUCACCCAACUUAUUGUGGGAAGUUUGUGGAAGGCUACCCGAAGCGUUUGACCCAAGUUAAACAAUUUAAAGGCAAUGCUACCAAAUACUAAUUGAGUGUAUGUAAACUUCUGACCCACUGGGAAUGUGAUGAAUGAUAGAAAAGCUGAAAUAAAUAAUUAGCUCUACUAUUAUUCUGACAUUUCACAUUCUUAAAAUAAGUGGUGACCCUAACUGACCUAAGACAGGGAAUUUUUACUAGGAUUAAAUGUCAGGAAUUGUGAAAAACUGAGUUUAAAUGUAUUUGGCUAAGGUGCAUGUAAAACUUCAGACUUCAACUAUAUGUCUUCUCACCUUCUUUCACUUUAGUGAAUAACCAUAGUUUGUGUAUAACAAAUGACGAUAUGAGUAUAUGUUUCUAAAAAUGGUUUGAAUUUGUGUGUGGCUCUCCUAGGGGAUUUCCACAGGGAAGUACCAUUGUGCUGUGAUGACCAACAGUGAGCAGUGGGAGACGGCAUGUGUGAGGGCGGGCCGCAGCAGCGGGGAUCUGGCUCAUCCCCUGGUCUACUGCCCAGAGCUGCACUUCAACGAGUUCACCUCAGCCGUGGCAGACAUGAAGAACUCUGUGGCUGUGAGUGGCACCACUACUCCACAGUAUGCCCAGUCUCUAGCAGGUCCUAAUCCUGGAUCUGAGUACAAUCAAGGAGCUUCUACAGCCUAUUGUGAUUGUUGAUCAUUUUCCUUCAGCCAAUUUAUAUAUAUUUUUCUGGAUAAGAGUGUCUGCUAAAUGACUAAAAUGUAAAUGCAUGUUUUUGCUGUGUCUGUGAAAGGACAGGGGAAAACGCCACGAGCUCCUGUGCCGGCCUCUUCAUCGGCUCUCACCUGGGUUUUGACUGGCCUGGCGUCUGGGGUCCAUGUGGACAUAGCCUCCCCCGUCCAUGCUGUGAGUGACUGGAUAUUUUAGUUUAGUGGAGGCGGUUUCCUGGACACAGAUUAAGCCUAGUCAUGAACUAAAAAGCAAACCCAAUGGAGAAUCCUCACAUAAAAAAAAUGCUUUUUAGUCCAGCAUUAGGCUUAAUGUGUCUGGAAACCGCUCUUUAAAGUGUUUCAUUCAAUAUUUAGAAAGUAUAGACUAGACAUGCUCUAUUAAAUCAAUUUCAGCCCCUCACAGAUCUCGACUGACUCGUAUAAACAAAGGAUCUUCCUCUGUAUACUUUAUCUAUCUAGUGCUUACAGAUCGGUGAAAAAAUGUGUAGGAGCUAGAGCUAAGGGAAGGGGGGCUGGGAUCCAAAAUAUAGUUGAGUCAUGGUGUAACCUGUCCUCUCUCGCGUUUUCCCUCCCUUUCUCUCUGCAGGGGGAGCGCGCUACCGGCUUCGGCGUGGCUUUGCUCAUGGCCCUGUUCGGCCAGGCCUCAGAUGACCCCAUGCUCAACCAGGUGUCUCCUCUGGGGGCUGCUUGCAUAAAUGCUGCAUCCAGGGACCCGAUGGAGCGCGACUGCAAGAGGAGGAGACUGGUGUAAAACCUCCAAGCAGCUACCUUUGGACUUACCAACUGCACAGCCUCACCGGACCCACACACCUCCACUCUUUACGCUGACAUACACUGAUCACCUAGAAAGCAUUUCCAAUCCUCAAUUCUUAUUCGACUCCUUCACAAUGCAGUGAAUAAAAUGUGAAAAAAGAGCAGGUGGCUAGAACUUCUCUCAAAUUUGUUCACGUUGUAUUUAAAUGACAGUCUUUUAAUUUUGUCUCAGGUGGCCCACAAAGAAUUGGGAGGGAUGAUGAAUAUGCAAAUGUUUAUAGCAUGUUUUACACUUGAAGGUUUUGCCUUCCUUAAAUGAAUUACCAGAGCGUUAAGUGAGUGAGAAAGGAAAUGGUUGCAUAUCCCAGAACCAACGUGUAUCUGUGAUCAGGGUUGUGAGAGAGAGCUUUCAAUUUUGUGCAGAUGAGGGAUAUACAUUUUUAAAAUAUAGUAUACAUCUAAUCUCUUUUUUUAUUGUCCUAUCAUGAUGGAACGAUCCCCAACCCUAUAUCCUAGAAACCCACCUGAGCGACCCAUACACCAAAGAGAAGUCCAAUCUGUUUUAUGGACCUGCUGUGAGUUGCCUAAACAGAAAAAUAAAUGCGGUCAGAAACCUACUUGAGCAGCACCGCACCCUCAAGAUUCUGAGCCUGCCUGGCAGGGUUGGUCCUACAAAGCCAGAGCCCCCUGAUGGUAGAGCAUUAUAUACAAGGAAAUUCUCAAAGCUGCUAAUGAGAACCUUGACAACCUUGUACCUAGCCGGUGGGGAUUCUGGUGGGUUACCUCCACCCAGGUAGUGGCAGUGCUGGAAACACUAGCUGCAGUAACCCAUGGGGAGGGGGUCACACUCUGACAAUCAGAGAGGGGGCUUAUUAUUGUGGCCCAGGUGGCACAAAAUAAUCAAAGGUCUGACCUGCACGGAGAUGCUUGGUAAAAAUGGUUUACAACGGGGGACCAGAGUGUUUGUGUCUCAGGUGAAGAGGGUGGAUCUGAUCUCCGUCACCUAGGACUUUACCAUAGAUUAAAUAGAUUAAUCAAAUCUCACAUUGUUGUCAAUUUUUGCUCAAUCUUGCAUGCUUUCUCGAAAAGCUGUAACUGUAUAUGCAUUCGUAAAUCGGGGUCCUUUCUUGAGUUGGGCUCUGGGAUGUAACAACCGUUGAGCAUCUGAUCUUAUGGUUGAUUGUGGAGGAAAGGGGUUGAGUAUGUGCGUGUGUGUUUAUCCCCAUCUGUUGCAAGGGGGGUAAGGAUGUUAGGGAGAAUAUAGGAUGAACCACAAUAAUUGUUUGCUAAAAUAAUAAUUGCUUGUCAAAAAUGUAAUGUAAUACAAUGGCUAUCCGGGUUAUAGGUUAAAAUCCUACACAUGAACUGCCGACAUGAUUACGCAUAUUAAUUGAUAAUGAUGGAAAAUAAGAUAUGCAAGAUAUUUGAAUAGAUAUAUAUUUUUAAAUAGCUAUAUACACUGCUCAAAAAAAAUAAAGGGAACACUAAAAUAACACAUCCUAGAUCUGAAUGAAUUAAAUAAUCUUAUUAAAUACUUUUUUCUUUACAUAGUUGAAUGUGCUGACAACAAAAUCACACAAAAAUUAUCAAUGGAAAUCAAAUUUAUCAACCCAUGGAGGUCUGGAUUUGGAGUCACCCUCAAAAUUAAAGUGGAAAGGUCAUACAGGCUGAUCCAACUUUGAUGUAAUGUCCUUAAAACAAGUCAAAAUGAGGCUCAGUAGUGUGUGGCCUCCACGUGCAUGUAUGACCUCCCUACAACGCCUGGGCAUGCUCCUGAUGAGGUGGCGGAUGGUCUCCUGAGGGAUCUCCUCCCAGACCUGGACUAAAGCAUCCACCAACUCUUGGACAGUCUGGUGGUGCAACGUGGCGUUGGUGGAUGGAGCGAGACAUGAUGUCCCAGAUGUGCUCAAUUGGAUUCAGGUCUGGGGAACGGGCGGUCCAUAGCAUCAAUGCUUUUCCUCUUGCAGGAACUGCUGACACACUCCAGCCACAUGAGGUCUAGCAUUGUCUUGCAUUAGGAGGAACCCAGGGCCAACCGCACCAGCAUAUGGUCUCACAAGGGGUUCUGAGGAUCUCAUCUCGGUACCUAAUGGCAGUCAGGCUACCUCUGGCGAGCACAUGGAGGGCUGUGCGGCCCCCCCAAAGAAAUGCCACCCCACACCAUGACUGACCCACCGCCAAACCGGUCAUGCUGGAGGAUGUUGCAGGCAGCAGAACGUUUUCCACAGCGUCUCCAGACUGUCACGUGCUCAGUGUGAACCUGCUUUCAUCUAUGAAGACCACAGGGCGCCAGUGGCGAAUUUGCCAAUCUUGGUGUUCUCUGGCAAAUGCCAAACGUCCUGCACGGUGUUGGGCUGUAAGCACAACCCCCACCUGUGGACGUCGGGCCCUCAUACCACCCUCAUGGAGUCUGUUUCUUUUUUUUUUGAGAACUCUGUUUAUUAAGUUUUACACACACACAGACAAGACAAAGCAAUAUAAAUAAUAUACUCAACUAGACAAAAAUACAAAUAAUACAUAUAAAAAAAAUAAAAAAUAAAAAAAUAAUAACUUUAAAGAUACCAUACUUUAGACAAGUUAAACACACCAGGCAGAAGGCUACAAAAGGUUAAAGGGCAAUCUAUAGUAUAGGGACAGAGCAAAUACCUCACCAUUGUUCCUGUAAACAGUUAAGGGAUGGGGUGGAGAAAUGCAACCACUCACAGACAGUCAAGGCCACAGACCAAUGAUCCACUGGACCAAAAAUAAAAAGUUACAAUGCUUUAAAAUAAAAAAUGAAUAUUGAUAAUUUUAUGUAGGCGGUGAACAGAAUUUAAAAAAUAAAAAUAACUGGGAAAAACAAGCUCACACCUUAGUCUCUGCCCGGGCGAGAUGAACAGGGCAUCCGCAGGUCACAAUCAAUAAGCACAUCAACCAUAAUGCCCCCCACCCCCACCCCAGAAAAAAAACACAGAGAAAUGCUCAUCCAACCCCUAAGUCACAGGGGGGGGUCAAAUACAGACUUAUUUUGGUUUUAAUAGGAAUGCUAUCAGAGGAUGGACUGUUUAAAGUAAGACCGGAAUGGAGCCCAAGCCUCAUUAAACAGUUUGGGGUUCCCACGUGAAUUGAAUUUAAUUUUUUCUAGUUUUCAGAGAGCACAACACAUCUCUCACCCAAUAUUUAUAAGAUGGGGGGAGCUGCCAUCUUCCAGUUCUGUAGUAUUAGCCGUCUAGCUAAAGAGUUGUAUAAGCAACAGUGUCCGACUGGAUUCUUGACAGGGGGGGUGCUUAUGGGCAGUACUCCAAAAAGGGCUGUAGGGGAGAGGGAUCUAUAACAGUGUUAUAUAUAUCAGAGAAACAUUUAAUAUUAAUUCCCAGAAACCUGACAGUUUUAUGACAGCCCCAGAACAUAUGCAACAGUGUGGCCGGUUCAAUUUUACAUCUGACACAGGUAGGAUCAAAAUCAGAGAAUAUUCUUCCAAGUCUGGCCCCAAGACCAGUGGAUACGGUGAACCACCUUGAAUUGAAUGAGGCUGUGUCUAGUGCUAAAAGAGGCACGACAUGCCACCCUGCGCCAGCACAGAUUCCAGGUGUCUUCCCCAAGUUCCUCCCCCAAAUCCUUUUCCCAUCGAGUCUUUAAGGCACCAAGAAGGGUUCUUAAGUCAUGAAUGAUUGCAUAUACAUCUGAAAUUGCGCCCCAUAGGAAGCUUGUUCAGCUCCAGGAUGCUCUCUAUAGCUGUAUUCAACAGGCCCUAUGGGGAAAUUCAGGUGUGUUAGCUCUGACAAAGUUCCUAGUCUUGGAGAGAUAGCGGAAAAAGUGGGAUUGGGGGAGGUUGAACCUUUCCUGUAGCUGAGCAAAAGAGGCAAAUGUAUCAUCAACUAAUAAUUGGGCUAGUGAGGAGAGGCCUAGUGAGUGCCAGAUGUCAAAAGCCCCAUCGUUCAAAGAUGGAGGAAAUAAAAUGUUCUGAUUGAUUGGGCCUGAUAGAGAAAAGCCUCGGAGGCCAAAGGCUAAGCGGAACUGAUUCCAAAUUUUAAGAGACUGCUUUACAAUUGGGUUGACACACCUUUUGCCUAGGGACACUGGGAGAGACGAGCACAACACAGAAGAAAGUGCAGCAGGUUUACACGAUUCAGACUCCAUCUGGACCCAGAUUGGUCUAGGGCCAGUAGGAUCAGUCUGCAGCCAGUACAGAAGGGCUCUGAAAUUUGCAGCCCAAUAGUAUGUCUGAAAAUUUGGUAGAGCUAAACCCCCCAAUGACUUAGGCUUCUGUAAAUGUUUUUACCAAUCCGUGGUACCUUGCCAUCCCAAAUAAAUGCAUGAAUGUUUGAUCCAGUGAAAUAAAAAAAAGAUUUUGGAAUAAAAAUGCGGUAGACAUUGAAAUAAAUAUAGAAAUUUGGGGCAACACACUCAUUUUAAUGACAUUAAUCCUUCCGAUAAGAGAAAGAGGUAGCCUUUCCAAAAGAAAAAGAUUGUUUCAAACGUCUGUAAAGAACCAAGUUUUCCUGAAACAGUUUGAAUAUUUCCUUUCACUUUGACCCCCAAAUAGUGUUUGCCCCGGACAAUCAAAAACUGAAGCUUGAAAAAAGGCAUUUUUAAAGCACCUUGUUUACGGAAAAAAGCCACUCUUGCCUGAUUCACUGUACCCAAAUUGACCCAAAAAACCUUUUAGAAAAUAAGGCGGUGGAAAAGGGGGUUCGGGGUUUUGAGAUAAAAAAAAGGGGGUAUCCGCAUAUAGCGAGACUUUCUCUUGACCCGUCCGGAUUAUUCCUUAAAAUGGAUCAUUAGAGCGUAAUCCCCUGGCGAAUUUUCGUUGCCAAAAAAACAAAAAGGGGGAAGGGGACACCCUGUCUGGAUCCGCGGUGAAAGGGAAAUAGUCAGAGAAAAGUUGUUAUUCCGUACCAAACCCGGGGGAAAAAUAAAAAAUUUUUAUCCCCGCAAUAAAUUUGGGGGCCCAAAAACCCAAAUCUAUAAUGUGGUGUUGGAAAACCCCCACUCAACGCGGUCAAACGUUUUUUCUGCAUAAAGUGAACCCCCCACCCUGGGUCCUCCACCGGGGGAGUCAGUAUAUUCAAAGGGCCAAUUUGAAAAAAAAGCUUUUUUUCCACAACCCAGUUGGCGAGUGUAUUACUUGAGCGCGAGCCUUCCUCGGAGGGCAAAGUUGGCUAGGAUUUUGUAAUCACAGUUUAAAAACAAUUUGGGGCGAAAGGAUCCACUUCCAGGGGGUUUUUGUUUUUUUUUUAAAAUAGUAAUAAAUUAAACUUGAUAAGACUGGGCGGUAGUUGGGAUUAAGGGCACCUGCAAUGUCGAGACAAAAAGGGGGCAAAGCCGAAGAAAACGUCCUGAAAAAUUGGGUUUGGGAAAAACCAUCGGACCCUUUAUUUCCCGUUUUCUUGCGGACAUCCCUGUUCAAUCUCCUAAAGUGAAAUUCUCUUUAAUGUCAGGGGUGUCUUAUCAUUAAAGCAUUCAGGCCAUUAAAAAAAGGACUCACAAAGGGUCUUUAGGGAUUAGAGUGUAUAGCGCAAAUAAAAUUGUUUGAAUUGUCUUGAUCUUUUAUGUAAACUGUGGUGGCACCAACGGGGUCCUUAUUUUUGGGGUUAAACUGAGGCCUAGUUUACGGAUCUGAUGUGCAAGGGUUUACUGGGCCCUUUUCGCCUUGUUCAAACCCCCGUCCGACCGCAAGAUAGCUGUUCAGUUGCCUGGUAAAAGCCAUCAAAUUCAGAUUGGAGUAGUUUUGGCGUCUUUUUGCGACAGAGGGGAAGGGAAACCCUGGCAUACUCUCGUCCAAUUGGGGUAGGUUCGUCAGGGGCCCGAAAUCGCUGAGAGGAACUCUUUUUGGGGCGUAUAAGAAAAAUUUGGCCACGGAGGUUGCUUUUGGGGCUCCCAUAUGGGGAGAGCAGGGAAAACCCGUGUUGAAAAAGUUUUUCUAGGAAAAAAGGGGAUUUUGAAGAAAUAAAUUGACAAAAAUCCUUUCUGAGGUAAAAAGGGGGUUAAAAAAAGGGCCCUUGAUAAAACUAGGAGGGGCGCUGGGGAAACUCUGUUCAAGCAUAAAGGGGAAAGGGCCCCAAAUACAAUCUCUUUUAAGUACCUGCCGAAGGUUAGGGAAAAGUUUUUUUUUCCAAAAAGAAUAAACAAUCCGGGGGGGUAUUUUUUAUAACAUGAGAAUAAAGAAUUGUCCCUUUUGUAGGAUGUAGGAAACGCCCGGCCCCAACAUGGGAAUUUUUUUUGAAAAAAGGGUGAAUAAGUGGGACUUUGAUGGGGGCCGUAUUUUUCUGAGGGCUUUUUCAAGAACUGGGGGCUUUUGCAGGUUGAAAUCCCCCCCCAAAACAAUAAAUGGGAAACUAAAAUUGGUUAGCAAAAAAAAGGAAAAAUGAAAAAUUUUGUCUCCCAAUUGGGGAAAAAACACAGCCAAAACAAGAGGGGGAGAAAAAAAUUUCCGGGUUACAUGACUUUUCGUCCCCUUAUCAGCGAUAACCUCAAAACCCAAAAAGGGGUGCUUUCAACCAAAAGGCAGCCCCUCUGUUUACUAUGAAAGUUAGAGUGGACACUUGACCACCCAUCCACCAUCCUAAAGUGCUCACCGUCCCAAGUGAUUCUUUUGAAAAGCAACUUUUCUUCAACCUUUAAGUGUUUCAACACCCUUACGUUUCACUGGAUUAAACCCCUUUUUUGUUCCACGAAAAGUAUUUUUGCUUGUUUCGGGCCCCCUGGGGAUUCCGUUAUACAACCCCGCAUUAGAGCAUAAAUGGAAAAACAAUGACCCCCAGAAAACCCCCGAAUAACUUUUUCAAGAAAAGUAGGGGUAGAUUUUUGGGAAAAAAUCCCAAAAAAAAAAAAAAAACGAAUAAAAACAUUAGAACUGAACAAUUUAAACCCCUCCCCCCCCCCCCUCCCCCCCCCCCAGCGUACCUCCCAAAAGAGGUAAAGCCUAAAAGGCAUGUCUCUUCGCACUAAAUUUUGGAGGUGCGGUCUUAAAAACCCAAACCCACGUCCCGCCUUUAAAGUCGGUUUGUUAGUGGUCAAACACAAAAAAAGAUAAUCAUUUUUUUUAAAAAAAAUUAAGGUGCCCCUUUUCGACAAAUUUCAAAAGCACCACUUGUAGAUGUAUAUAAUUAUAUUCCCAGUCUUAUAACAGGCAUUUGAGAGAGAAAAUAAAGACAAUAAAUAGAAUGUGUAAGGCUCUCAGCCGAAAACCUAAUUGAAGUAAGGAAAAUAGUAGUAAGACAUCAAAAAUGAUAAUAAUAUUAUUAUUAUAAUAGUUGUCUAGUUGAAUGCUGAGACAGCUUACAAACCAAGACCAAAAAACUACGUGUGCGCAACGUUUAACGCUUGCUGGGCAUAAAUGACGCUCUGAGCCUUAAAAUUAAGUGAAGACCCCAAAAAAACGUUGUCGCCUCGGGAAGCAUUUACUGUUUACUGGGUCAAUGCAACGGAUUGCAGUAAGCAAAUAACCAAGAAUAUUUUGAGUCACUGAGACACUAUGUAAACAAACUGAAUAGGUGAGCAAGACAGCCUAGAAAACACAGGAGUAUAGUAAAACCGCAAUACAAUGAGAUUUAAAAUGACUGAAUGCUUGUAAGGCAAGCACACUGGUGAUCAAAACAUUUAGAUCACAUCAAAUAAGCCUGAAUGGGUACGCCCAACCCCCCAAAACUAUACAAAAUUAGCAUGUUGUAGCUAAACAUAGUUGUACCACAGGUGGGUUACUUACUAUCCACAGUUCGCUAGCAACAGUUGCUGAGCUAUGAGCAAGUUCAAGACUUCUUGAUGUGACGUUGAAUGUGAGAGAGAGCCUCAUCCGGAGAUUCAAAUGUGUAGUCUUUACCAUCAUGAGAUAGCCAUAAACGGGCCGGGAAUCGCAGUCCGUACUUCACACCUGGAUGGUCCCGAAGUAGUCGUUUGGCCUGCCCAAAAGGCUGCGCGCUGCCUGGAAACAGUGGGGGAGUAGUCCUGGGUAGAUGGAGAAGCUCUGUCCUUGAAAGCUCAGAGUGGUAUUGCGGGCUCGUCGGAGAAUCUCCAUCUUCUCAUGGAAAAAGUGCACUCGAAAGAAUUAUGUCACGGGGCCUCUCCCCAUCCCGGGGCUUUGGGCGCAGCGACCGGUGGGCACGAUCAAUCAGGGGCUUUUCAUCCAAGGCUAGAACAUCCUUCAGCAGCCCAGAAACGAAAUCCGUGGCGCGAGGCAUUUCCGCUGACUCUGGGACUGAUACAAGUCUCAGGUUAUUGCGGCGAGGAGAAUCCCUCCAAACUUACACAGCUCUCCUUCACCUUUUUCAAGUCCGCAGCUAGGCGUUUCACGUCAGCCUCCAGGGAUGUAGUUAAGUCGGAGACAUUUGUAGCGAAGGUCUCCAGUGCUGCAAUCGUUGUAGUGUGCGACUCCAUUGUUGUUUUGAGUGAUGCGAUUGCCGGCACUGUCUCGUUCCGCAGGAUGGUUAGAUCUGCUUUUAAAGUAUCAGAAACCUCCUUUAUUCGGGCCUCAAUCGUAGCAACCACCUCCGUUUUCAUUUCAACUAUCUCAGAGCGUAGUAGUUUGAUGGCCUCGAGAAUGUUCACUUCAGCGCCGCCAGGCCAAGCCGCCCCCCCGGGUAGAGUAUCAGUCCCGGGUCGUCAGGCUCAGGGGAGGGCGGUGAUGAGAGUGUGUCUUGUAGGCCGGGUUUUCUCAAAGUCAUGCUUUUGGCCUUAUGUUUCGUCGACAUGCUGAUAUUUGGAAGUAAAGUAGUCUUGGUUUUUACGGGAAGGGAUCACCCAAAAUAAUAUAUGAAAAUAAAUACGGUUUUGCUGCAAAAUUCACAUAAACUUUAAAAAUACCACGGGAGCAAACGGAAAACACGUCAGUCGCACAUGGCGUCCCUCCAAUCAACCCUCAUGGAGUCUGUUUCUGACCGUUUGAGCAGACACAUGCACAUUUGUGGCCUGCUGGAGGUCAUUUUGCAGGGCUCUGGCAGUGCUCCUCCUGCUCCUCCUUGCUCAAAGGCUUAGGUAGCGGUCCUGCUGCUGGGUUGUUGCCCUCCUACGGCCUCCUCCACGUCUCUGAUGUACUGGCCUGUCUCCUGGUAGCGCCUCCAUGCUCUGGACACUACGCUGACAGACACAGCAAACCUUCUUGCCACAGCUCGCAUUGAUGUGCCAUCCUGGAUGAGCUGCACUACCUGAGCCACUUGUUUGGAUUGUAGACUCCGUCUCAUGCUACCACUAGAGUGAAAGCACCGCCAGCAUUCAAAAGUGACCAAAACAUCAGCCUGGAAGCAUAGGAACUGAGAAGUGGUCUGUGGUCACCACCUGCAGAACCACUUCUUUAUUGGGGGUGUCUUGCUAAUUGCCUAUAAUUUCCACCUGUUGUCUAUUCCAUUUGCACAACAGCAUGUGACAUUUAUUGUCAAUCAGUGUUGCUUCCUAAGUGGACAGUUUGAUUUCACAGAAGUGUGAUUGACUUGGAGUUCCAUUGUGUUUGUUUAAGUGUUCCCUUUAUUUUUGAGCAGUGUAUAUAUUUGCAAGAAAAAAAACAUAUGGGGAUUGGAAGUGAUGCAGACAAUUACAUUGAUGGAAGUUACAAUCUAUCUGAAAUAUUAAAGCUGAUCUACCCCCUAAAAUGUUUUUUUUUUAAUAAUGUUGGCUCAAGGAAGUCACAUCACAAGACAUUAGUCAUCACAUUGUUGAAAACACUCAUAAAAGCCAGUUGGGACUGUUUACAGUCACUGCACUUUGAUCAGAGUAAAGGUUAACAGGGCUUGUGACCGACAUAAUACCUACUAACAAAAGUUUAACUUUUCGUUGAUCUUUGCACUCACUGACAUUGUCGUGAGCUAAAGCUAAAACUCUCCACAUUCUCUAUGAUAAACUCAAAACAACUGUUAUCAAGGGUGUUUGUGUCACACAAAAUUGUUAGGCCUACAAAAUUUGAGAUUUUCCUUAGAACAGUCAUUCUCUAGCCUAUCUCGAAACAUACCUCGUGCAGUUGAUGAUAACGCCACAUCCUGUGGUAACCCUCAUGAUGUGCUGAUUUGGCUAAUUCUGAAAAACACCACAUGAUGCACCACAUUUAGAUUUUUUUGGGCUACCCAGUGAAGUAGCUAGUCGCAAGUGAAACAUUUGUCACUGAGGUGUGAUCAGCACAAAAAUUGGGGCUGCUUUUUGUUGCUCACCAGAAAAGGUUUGAAUCUAUACUGAACAAACUCUAUACUGAACAAAAAUAUAAAUGCAACAAUUUCAAAUCCAAUCCAAUUUUAUUUUUCACAUGCGCCGAAUACAACAGGUGUAGACCUUACCGUGAAAUGCUUACUUACAAGCCCUUAACCAACAAUGCAGUUCAAGAAAUAGAGUUAAGAAAAUGUUUAAUAAAUAAACUAAAGUAAAGAAUAUAAAAAAAUAAAUACAGAAUAAAAUAACAAUAACGAGGCUAUAUACAGGGGGUACCGAGUCAAUGUGUGGGGGUACAGGUUAGUCGAGGUAAUUUGUACAUGUAGGUAGGGGUAAAGUGACUAUGCGUAGAUAAUAAACAGCGAGUAGCAGCAGUGUAAAAACAAAGGAGGGGAGGGGUGGUAUCAAUGCAAAUAGUCCAGGUGGCCAUUUGAUUAAUUGUUCAGCAGUCUUAUGGCUUGGGGGUAGAAGCUGUUAAGGAGCCUUUUGGACCUAGACUUGGCACUCCGGUACCGCUUGCCGUGCGGUAGCAGAGAGAACAGUCUAUGCUACCGCAGUCUAUGCUACCCACAGCAUCAUGCUGUGGGGGUGCUUUGCUGCAGGAGGGUCUGGUGCACUUCACAAAAUAGAUGGCAUCAUGAGGAAGGAAAAUUAUGUGGAUAUAUUGAAGCAACAUCUCAAGACAUCAGUCAGAAAUGUAAAGCUUGGUCACAAAUGGGUCUUCCAAAUGGACAAUGACCCCAAGCAUACUUCCAAAGUUGUGGCAAAAUGGCUUAAGGACAACAAAGUUAAGGUAUUGGAGUGGCCAUCACAAAGCCCUGACCUCAAUCCUAUAGAAAAUGUGUGGGCAGAACUGAAAAAGCGUGUGCGAGCAAGGAGGCCUACAAACCUCACUCAGUUACACCAGCUCUGUCAGGAGGAAUGGGUGAAAAUUCACCCAACUUAUUGUGGGAAGUUUGUGGAAGGCUACCCGAAGCGUUUGACCCAAGUUAAACAAUUUAAAGGCAAUGCUACCAAAUACUAAUUGAGUGUAUGUAAACUUCUGACCCACUGGGAAUGUGAUGAAUGAUAGAAAAAGCUGAAAUAAAUAAUUAGCUCUACUAUUAUUCUGACAUUUCACAUUCUUAAAAUAAAGUGGUGACCCUAACUGACCUAAGACAGGGAAUUUUUACUAUGAUUAAAUGUCAGGAAUUGUGAAAAACUGAGUUUAAAUGUAUUUGGCUAAGGUGCAUGUAAACUUCAGACUUCAACUAUAUGUCUUCUCACCUUCUUUCACUUUAGUGAAUAACCAUAGUUUGUGUAUAACAAAUGACAAUAUGAGUAUAUGUUUCUAAAAAUGGUUGAAUUUGUGUGUGGCUCUCCUAGGGGAUUUCCACAGGGAAGUACCAUUGUGCUGUGAUGACCAACAGUGAGCAGUGGGAGACGGCAUGUGUGAGGGCGGGCCGCAGCAGCGGGGAUCUGGCUCAUCCCCUGGUCUACUGCCCAGAGCUGCACUUCAACGAGUUCACCUCAGCCGUGGCAGACAUGAAGAACUCUGUGGCUGUGAGUGGCACCACUACUCCACAGUAUGCCCAGUCUCUAGCAGGUCCUAAUCCUGGAUCUGAGUACAAUCAAGGAGCUUCUACAGCCUAUUGUGAUUGUUGAUCAUUUUCCUUCAGCCAAUUUAUAUAUAUUUUUCUGGAUAAGAGUGUCUGCUAAAUGACUAAAAUGUAAAUGCAUGUUUUUGCUGUGUCUGUGAAAGGACAGGGAAAACGCCACGAGCUCCUGUGCCGGCCUCUUCAUCGGCUCUCACCUGGGUUUUGACUGGCCUGGCGUCUGGGUCCAUGUGGACAUAGCCUCCCCCGUCCAUGCUGUGAGUGACUGGAUAUUUUAGUUUAGUGGAGGCGGUUUCCUGGACACAGAUUAAGCCUAGUCAUGAACUAAAAAGCAAACCCAAUGGAGAAUCCUCACAUAAAAAAAUGCUUUUUAGUCCAGCAUUAGGCUUAAUGUGUCUGGAAACCGCUCUUUAAAGUGUUUCAUUCAAUAUUUAGAAAGUAUAGACUAGACAUGCUCUAUUAAAUCAAUUUCAGCCCCUCACAGAUCUCGACUGACUCGUAUAAACAAAGGAUCUUCCUCUGUAUACUUUAUCUAUCUAGUGCUUACAGAUCGGUGAAAAAAUGUGUAGGAGCUAGAGCUAAGGGAAGGGGGGCUGGGAUCCAAAAUAUAGUUGAGUCAUGGUGUAACCUGUCCUCUCUCGCGUUUUUCCCUCCCUUUCUCUCUGCAGGGGGAGCGCGCUACCGGCUUCGGCGUGGCUUUGCUCAUGGCCCUGUUCGGCCAGGCCUCAGAUGACCCCAUGCUCAACCAGGUGUCUCCUCUGGGGGCUGCUUGCAUAAAUGCUGCAUCCAGGGACCCGAUGGAGCGCGACUGCAAGAGGAGGAGACUGGUGUAAAACCUCCAAGCAGCUACCUUUGGACUUACCAACUGCACAGCCUCACCGGACCCACACACCUCCACUCUUUACGCUGACAUACACUGAUCACCUAGAAAGCAUUUCCAAUCCUCAAUUCUUAUUUGACUCCUUCACAAUGCAGUGAAUAAAAUGUGAAAAAAGAGCAGGUGGCUAGAACUUCUCUCAAAUUUGUUCACGUUGUAUUUAAAUGACAGUUUUUUAAUUUUGUCUCAGAUGGCCCACAAAGAAUUGGGAGGGAUGAUGAAUAUGCAAAUGUUUAUAGCAUGUUUUACACUUGAAGGUUUUGCCUUCCUUAAAUGAAUUACCAGAGCGUUAAGUGAGUGAGAAAGGAAAUGGUUGCAUAUCCCAGAACCAACGUGUAUCUGUGAUCAGGGUUGUGAGAGAGAGCUUUCAAUUUUGUGCAGAUGAGGGAUAUACAUUUUAAAAUAUAGUAUACAUCUAAUCUCUUUUUUUAUUGUCCUAUCAUGAUGGAACGAUCCCCAACCCUAUAUCCUAGAAACCCACCUGAGCGACCCAUACACCAAAGAGAAGUCCAAUCUGUUUUAUGGACCUGCUGUGAGUUGCCUAAACAGAAAAAUAAAUGCGGUCAGAAACCUACUUGAGCAGCACCGCACCCUCAAGAUUCUGAGCCUGCCUGGCAGGGUUGGUCCUACAAAGCCAGAGCCCCCUGAUGGUAGAGCAUUAUAUACAAGGAAAUUAUCAAAGCUGCUAAUGAGAACCUUGACAACCUUGUACCUAGCCGGUGGGGAUUCUGGUGGGUUACCUCCACCCAGGUAGUGGCAGUGCUGGAAACACUAGCUGCAGUAACCCAUGGGGAGGGGGUCACACUCUGACAAUCAGAGAGGGGGCUUAUUAUUGUGGCCCAGGUGGCACAAAAUAAUCAAAGGUCUGACUGCACGGAGAUGCUUGGUAAAAAUGGUUACAACGGGGGACCAGAGUGUUUGUGUCUCAGGUGAAGAGGGUGGAUCUGAUCUCCGUCACCUAGGACUUUACAUAGAUUAAAUAGAUUAAUCAAAUCUCACAUUGUUGUCAAUUUUUGCUCAAUCUUGCAUGCUUUCUCGAAAAGCUGUAACUGUAUAUGCAUUCGUAAAUCGGGUCCUUUCUUGAGUUGGGCUCUGGGAUGUAACAACCGUUGAGCAUCUGAUCUUAUGGUUGAUUGUGGAGGAAAGGGGUUGAGUAUGUGCGUGUGUGUUUAUCCCCAUCUGUUGCAAGGGGGUAAGGAUGUUAGGGAGAAUAUAGGAUGAACCACAAUAAUUGUUUGCUAAAAUAAUAAUUGCUUGUCAAAAAUGUAAUGUAAUACAAUGGCUAUCCGGGUUAUAGGUUAAAAUCCUACACAUGAACUGCCGACAUGAUUACGCAUAUUAAUUGAUAAUGAUGGAAAAUAAGAUAUGCAAGAUAUUUGAAUAGAUAUAUAUUUUUAAAUAGCUAUAUACACUGCUCAAAAAAAUAAAGGGAACACUAAAAUAACACAUCCUAGAUCUGAAUGAAUUAAAUAAUCUUAUUAAAUACUUUUUUCUUUACAUAGUUGAAUGUGCUGACAACAAAAUCACACAAAAAUUAUCAAUGGAAAUCAAAUUUAUCAACCCAUGGAGGUCUGGAUUUGGAGUCACCCUCAAAAUUAAAGUGGAAAGGUCAUACAGGCUGAUCCAACUUUGAUGUAAUGUCCUUAAAACAAGUCAAAAUGAGGCUCAGUAGUGUGUGGCCUCCACGUGCAUGUAUGACCUCCCUACAACGCCUGGGCAUGCUCCUGAUGAGGUGGCGGAUGGUCUCCUGAGGGAUCUCCUCCCAGACCUGGACUAAAGCAUCCACCAACUCUUGGACAGUCUGUGGUGCAACGUGGCGUUGGUGGAUGGAGCGAGACAUGAUGUCCCAGAUGUGCUCAAUUGGAUUCAGGUCUGGGGAACGGGCGGUCCAUAGCAUCAAUGCUUUCCUCUUGCAGGAACUGCUGACACACUCCAGCCACAUGAGGUCUAGCAUUGUCUUGCAUUAGGAGGAACCCAGGGCCAACCGCACCAGCAUAUGGUCUCACAAGGGGUCUGAGGAUCUCAUCUCGGUACCUAAUGGCAGUCAGGCUACCUCUGGCGAGCACAUGGAGGGCUGUGCGGCCCCCCAAAGAAAUGCCACCCCACACCAUGACUGACCCACCGCCAAACCGGUCAUGCGGGAGGAUGUUGCAGGCAGCAGAACGUUUUCCACAGCGUCUCCAGACUGUCACGUGCUCAGUGUGAACCUGCUUUCAUCUAUGAAGAGCACAGGGCGCCAGUGGCGAAUUUGCCAAUCUUGGUGUUCUCUGGCAAAUGCCAAACGUCCUGCACGGUGUUGGGCUGUAAGCACAACCCCCACCUGUGGACGUCGGGCCCUCAUACCACCCUCAUGGAGUCUGUUUCUGACCGUUUGAGCAGACACAUGCACAUUUGUGGCCUGCUGGAGGUCAUUUUGCAGGGCUCUGGCAGUGCUCCUCCUGCUCCUCCUUGCUCAAAGGCUUAGGUAGCGGUCCUGCUGCUGGGUUGUUCCCCUCCUACGGCCUCCUCCACGUCUCCUGAUGUACUGGCCUGUCUCCUGGUAGCGCCUCCAUGCUCUGGACACUACGCUGACAGACACAGCAAACCUUCUUGCCACAGCUCGCAUUGAUGUGCCAUCCUGGAUGAGCUGCACUACCUGAGCCACUUGUUUGGAUUGUAGACUCCGUCUCAUGCUACCACUAGAGUGAAAGCACCGCCAGCAUUCAAAAGUGACCAAAACAUCAGCCUGGAAGCAUAGGAACUGAGAAGUGGUCUGUGGUCACCACCUGCAGAACCACUUCUUUAUUGGGGGUGUCUUGCUAAUUGCCUAUAAUUUCCACCUGUUGUCUAUUCCAUUUGCACAACAGCAUGUGACAUUUAUUGUCAAUCAGUGUUGCUUCCUAAGUGGACAGUUUGAUUUCACAGAAGUGUGAUUGACUUGGAGUUCCAUUGUGUUGUUUAAGUGUUCCCUUAAUUUUUUGAGCAGUGUAUAUAUUUGCAAGAAAAAAAACAUAUGGGGAUUGGAAGUGAUGCAGACAAUUACAUUGAUGGAAGUUACAAUCUAUCUGAAAUAUUAAAGCUGAUCUACCCCCUAAAAUGUUUUUUUUUUAAUAAUGUUGGCUCAAGGAAGUCACAUCACAAGACAUUAGUCAUCACAUUGUUGAAACACUCAUAAAAGCCAGUUGGGACUGUUUUACAGUCACUGCACUUUGAUCAGAGUAAAGGUUAACAGGGCUUGUGACCGACAUAAUACCUACUAACAAAAGUUUAACUUUUCGUUGAUCUUUGCACUCACUGACAUUGUCGUGAGCUAAAGCUAAAACUCUCCACAUUCUCUAUGAUAAACUCAAAACAACUGUUAUCAAGGGUGUUUGUGUCACACAAAAUUGUUAGGCCUACAAAAUUUGAGAUUUUCCUUAGAACAGUCAUUCUCUAGCCUAUCUCGAAACAUACCUCGUGCAGUUGAUGAUAACGCCACAUCCUGUGGUAACCCUCAUGAUGUGCUGAUUUGGCUAAUUCUGAAAAACACCACAUGAUGCACCACAUUUAGAUUUUUUUGGGCUACCCAGUGAAGUAGCUAGUCGCAAGUGAAACAUUUGUCACUGAGGUGUGAUCAGCACAAAAUUGGGGCUGCUUUUUGUUGCUCACCAGAAAAGGUUUGAAUCUAUACUGAACAAACUCUAUACUGAACAAAAAUAUAAAUGCAACAAUUUCAAAUCCAAUCCAAUUUUAUUUUUCACAUGCGCCGAAUACAACAGGUGUAGACCUUACCGUGAAAUGCUUACUUACAAGCCCUUAACCAACAAUGCAGUUCAAGAAAUAGAGUUAAGAAAAUGUUUAAUAAAUAAACUAAAGUAAAGAAUAUAAAAAAAUAAAUAAAGAAUAAAAUAACAAUAACGAGGCUAUAUACAGGGGGUACCGAGUCAAUGUGUGGGGGUACAGGUUAGUCGAGGUAAUUUGUACAUGUAGGUAGGGGUAAAGUGACUAUGCGUAGAUAAUAAACAGCGAGUAGCAGCAGUGUAAAAACAAAGGAGGGGAGGGGUGGUAUCAAUGCAAAUAGUCCAGGUGGCCAUUUGAUUAAUUGUUCAGCAGUCUUAUGGCUUGGGGGUAGAAGCUGUUAAGGAGCCUUUUGGACCUAGACUUGGCGCUCCGGUACCGCUUGCCGUGCGGUAGCAGAGAGAACAGUCUAUGCUACCGCAGUCUAUGCUACCCACAGCAUCAUGCUGUGGGGGUGCUUUGCUGCAGGAGGGUCUGGUGCACUUCACAAAAUAGAUGGCAUCAUGAGGAAGGAAAAUUAUGUGGAUAUAUUGAAGCAACAUCUCAAGACAUCAGUCAGAAAUGUAAAGCUUGGUCACAAAUGGGUCUUCCAAAUGGACAAUGACCCCAAGCAUACUUCCAAAGUUGUGGCAAAAUGGCUUAAGGACAACAAAGUUAAGGUAUUGGAGUGGCCAUCACAAAGCCCUGACCUCAAUCCUAUAGAAAAUGUGUGGGCAGAACUGAAAAAGCGUGUGCGAGCAAGGAGGCCUACAAAACCUCACUCAGUUACACCAGCUCUGUCAGGAGGAAUGGGUGAAAAUUCACCCAACUUAUUGUGGGAAGUUUGUGGAAGGCUACCCGAAGCGUUUGACCCAAGUUAAACAAUUUAAAGGCAAUGCUACCAAAUACUAAUUGAGUGUAUGUAAACUUCUGACCCACUGGGAAUGUGAUGAAUGAUAGAAAAGCUGAAAUAAAUAAUUAGCUCUACUAUUAUUCUGACAUUUCACAUUCUUAAAAUAAAGUGGUGACCCUAACUGACCUAAGACAGGGAAUUUUUACUAGGAUUAAAUGUCAGGAAUUGUGAAAAACUGAGUUUAAAUGUAUUUGGCUAAGGUGCAUGUAAACUUCAGACUUCAACUAUAUGUCUUCUCACCUUCUUUCACUUUAGUGAAUAACCAUAGUUUGUGUAUAACAAAUGACGAUAUGAGUAUAUGUUUCUAAAAAUGGUUGAAUUUGUGUGUGGCUCUCCUAGGGGAUUUCCACAGGGAAGUACCAUUGUGCUGUGAUGACCAACAGUGAGCAGUGGGAGACGGCAUGUGUGAGGGCGGGCCGCAGCAGCGGGGAUCUGGCUCAUCCCCUGGUCUACUGCCCAGAGCUGCACUUCAACGAGUUCACCUCAGCCGUGGCAGACAUGAAGAACUCUGUGGCUGUGAGUGGCACCACUACUCCACAGUAUGCCCAGUCUCUAGCAGCUCCUAAUCCUGGAUCUGAGUACAAUCAAGGAGCUUCUACAGCCUAUUGUGAUUGUUGAUCAUUUUCCUUCAGCCAAUUUAUAUAUAUUUUUCUGGAUAAGAGUGUCUGCUAAAUGACUAAAAUGUAAAUGCAUGUUUUUGCUGUGUCUGUGAAAGGACAGGGAAAACGCCACGAGCUCCUGUGCCGGCCUCUUCAUCGGCUCUCACCUGGGUUUUGACUGGCCUGGCGUCUGGGUCCAUGUGGACAUAGCCUCCCCCGUCCAUGCUGUGAGUGACUGGAUAUUUUAGUUUAGUGGAGGCGGUUUCCUGGACACAGAUUAAGCCUAGUCAUGAACUAAAAAGCAAAUCCAAUGGAGAAUCCUCACAUAAAAAAAUGCUUUUUAGUCCAGCAUUAGGCUUAAUGUGUCUGGAAACCGCUCUUUAAAGUGUUUCAUUCAAUAUUUAGAAAGUAUAGACUAGACAUGCUCUAUUAAAUCAAUUUCAGCCCCUCACAGAUCUCGACUGACUCGUAUAAACAAAGGAUCUUCCUCUGUAUACUUUAUCUAUCUAGUGCUUACAGAUCGGUGAAAAAAUGUGUAGGAGCUAGAGCUAAGGGAAGGGGGGCUGGGAUCCAAAAUAUAGUUGAGUCAUGGUGUAACCUGUCCUCUCUCGCGUUUUCCCUCCCUUUCUCUCUGCAGGGGGAGCGCGCUACCGGCUUCGGCGUGGCUUUGCUCAUGGCCCUGUUCGGCCAGGCCUCAGAUGACCCCAUGCUCAACCAGGUGUCUCCUCUGGGGGCUGCUUGCAUAAAUGCUGCAUCCAGGGACCCGAUGGAGCGCGACUGCAAGAGGAGGAGACUGGUGUAAAACCUCCAAGCAGCUACCUUUGGACUUACCAACUGCACAGCCUCACCGGACCCACACACCUCCACUCUUUACGCUGACAUACACUGAUCACCUAGAAAGCAUUUCCAAUCCUCAAUUCUUAUUCGACUCCUUCACAAUGCAGUGAAUAAAAUGUGAAAAAAGAGCAGGUGGCUAGAACUUCUCUCAAAUUUGUUCACGUUGUAUUUAAAUGACAGUCUUUUAAUUUUGUCUCAGAUGGCCCACAAAGAAUUGGGAGAGAUGAUGAAUAUGCAAAUGUUUAUAGCAUGUUUUACACUUGAAGGUUUUGCCUUCCUUAAAUGAAUUACCAGAGCGUUAAGUGAGUGAGAAAGGAAAUGGUUGCAUAUCCCAGAACCAACGUGUAUCUGUGAUCAGGGUUGUGAGAGAGAGCUUUCAAUUUUGUGCAGAUGAGGGAUAUACAUUUUAAAAUAUAGUAUACAUCUAAUCUCUUUUUUUAUUGUCCUAUCAUGAUGGAACGAUCCCCAACCCUAUAUCCUAGAAACCCACCUGAGCGACCCAUACACCAAAGAGAAGUCCAAUCUGUUUUAUGGACCUGCUGUGAGUUGCCUAAACAGAAAAAUAAAUGCGGUCAGAAACCUACUUGAGCAGCACCGCACCCUCAAGAUUCUGAGCCUGCUGGCAGGGUUGGUCCUACAAAGCCAGAGCCCCCUGAUGGUAGAGCAUUAUAUACAAGGAAAUUCUCAAAACUGCUAAUGAGAACCUUGACAACCUUGUACCUAGCCGGUGGGGAUUCUGGUGGGUUACCUCCACCCAGGUAGUGGCAGUGCUGGAAACACUAGCUGCAGUAACCCAUGGGGAGGGGGUCACACUCUGACAAUCAGAGAGGGGGCUUAUUAUUGUGGCCCAGGUGGCACAAAAUAAUCAAAGGUCUGACUGCACGGAGAUGCUUGGUAAAAAUGGUUACAACGGGGGACCAGAGUGUUUGUGUCUCAGGUGAAGAGGGUGGAUCUGAUCUCCGUCACCUAGGACUUUACAUAGAUUAAAUAGAUUAAUCAAAUCUCACAUUGUUGUCAAUUUUUGCUCAAUCUUGCAUGCUUUCUCGAAAAGCUGUAACUGUAUAUGCAUUCGUAAAUCGGGUCCUUUCUUGAGUUGGGCUCUGGGAUGUAACAACCGUUGAGCAUCUGAUCUUAUGGUUGAUUGUGGAGGAAAGGGGUUGAGUAUGUGCGUGUGUGUUUAUCCCCAUCUGUUGCAAGGGGGUAAGGAUGUUAGGGAGAAUAUAGGAUGAACCACAAUAAUUGUUUGCUAAAAUAAUAAUUGCUUGUCAAAAAUGUAAUGUAAUACAAUGGCUAUCCGGGUUAUAGGUUAAAAUCCUACACAUGAACUGCCGACAUGAUUACGCAUAUUAAUUGAUAAUGAUGGAAAAUAAGAUAUGCAAGAUAUUUGAAUAGAUAUAUAUUUUUAAAUAGCUAUAUACACUGCUCAAAAAAAUAAAGGGAACACUAAAAUAACACAUCCUAGAUCUGAAUGAAUUAAAUAAUCUUAUUAAAUACUUUUUUCUUUACAUAGUUGAAUGUGCUGACAACAAAAUCACACAAAAAUUAUCAAUGGAAAUCAAAUUUAUCAACCCAUGGAGGUCUGGAUUUGGAGUCACCCUCAAAAUUAAAGUGGAAAGGUCAUACAGGCUGAUCCAACUUUGAUGUAAUGUCCUUAAAACAAGUCAAAAUGAGGCUCAGUAGUGUGUGGCCUCCACGUGCAUGUAUGACCUCCCUACAACGCCUGGGCAUGCUCCUGAUGAGGUGGCGGAUGGUCUCCUGAGGGAUCUCCUCCCAGACCUGGACUAAAGCAUCCACCAACUCUUGGACAGUCUGUGGUGCAACGUGGCGUUGGUGGAUGGAGCGAGACAUGAUGUCCCAGAUGUGCUCAAUUGGAUUCAGGUCUGGGGAACGGGCGGUCCAUAGCAUCAAUGCUUUCCUCUUGCAGGAACUGCUGACACACUCCAGCCACAUGAGGUCUAGCAUUGUCUUGCAUUAGGAGGAACCCAGGGCCAACCGCACCAGCCUAUGGUCUCACAAGGGGUCUGAGGAUCUCAUCUCGGUACCUAAUGGCAGUCAGGCUACCUCUGGCGAGCACAUGGAGGGCUGUGCGGCCCCCCAAAGAAAUGCCACCCCACACCAUGACUGACCCACUGCCAAACCGGUCAUGCUGGAGGAUGUUGCAGGCAGCAGAACAUUCUCCACGGCGUCUCCAGACUCUGUCACAUGUGCUCAGUGUGAACCUGCUUUCAUCUGUGAAGAGCACAGGGCGCCAGUGGCGAAUUUGCCAAUCUUGGUGUUCUUUGGCAAAUGCCAAACGUCCUGCACGGUGUUUGGCUGUAAGCACAACCCCCACCUGUGGACGUCGGGCCCUCAUACCACCCUCAUGGAGUCUGUUUCUGACCGUUUGAGCAGACACAUGCACAUAUGUGGCCUGCUGGAGGUCAUUUUGCAGGGCUCUGGCAGUGCUCCUCCUGCUCCUCCUUGCACAAAGGCAGAGGUAGCAGUCCUGCUGCUGGGUUGUUGCCCUCCUACGGCCUCCUCCACGUCUCCUGAUGUACUGGCCUGUCUCCUGGUAGCGCCUCCAUGCUCUGGACACUACGCUGACAGACACAGCAAACCUUCUUGCCACAGCUCGCAUUGAUGUGCCAUCCUGGAUGAGCUGCACUACCUGAGCCACUUGUGUGGGUUGUAGACUCCGUCUCAUGCUACCACUAGAGUGGAAGCACCACCAGCAUUCAAAAGUGACCAAAACAUCAGCCAGGAAGCAUAGGAACUGAGAAGUGGUAUGUGGUCACCACCUGCAAAACCAGUCCUUUAUUGGGGGUGUCUUGCUAAUUGCCUAUAAUUUCCACCUGUUGUCUAUCCCAUUUGCACAACAGCAUGUGAAAUGGAUUGUCAAUCAGUGUUGCUUCCUAAGUGGACAGUUUGAUUUCACAGAAGUGUGAUUGACUUGGAGUUACAUUGUGUUGUUUAAGUGUUCCCUUAAUUUGUUUUAUAAUAUCUAUUGUUUACAGGAAACUCAUUCAACAAUUCUAGAUGAAGUUGUGUGGAAAAAGGAAUGGGGGUGCGAAAUAUACUUCUCCCAUGGGCAAAGAAACUCAAAAGGGGUGAUGAUAUUAAUGAACAGUAAUUUCGAUCCGAAUGAGCAAAUUGCCCAAACAGAUACGCAAGGUAGAUGGAUUGUUUUAAAUAUGUUAUUGGACCAUAAACAGAUAUGGCUCAUUAACCUUUACAGACCAAAUAAUGAUGAUCCACACUUCUUUGACAAUAUAUAUAAUAAAUUAUCAACCCUGCAAGCAAUUCAAGACUAUUAUUAUGGUGGGAGAUUAUAAUGCCGUUUUAAAUAGCUCAAUGGACCGUAAAGAAGAUCACACUACAAACAUGCUCUUAAGGAAAUGGUGAAUGUCAUGGAUACAUUAGAACUAGUAGAUAUAUGGAGGCUUAAAUAUCCUGAUCUAGUGAGAUAUACAUGGCGGAGACUCAAUCAAGCUAGUCGUCUUGACUUCUUUCUUAUGUCAUUCUCGUUGGCACCAAAAGUUUAAAAAGUGUUGAUAGGGGACAGAAUGCGGUCGGACCAUCAUAUAAUUGGCAUAUACAUUACUCUUACUGCAUUUCCACGUGGGCGAGGAUAUUGGAAAUGUAAUCAAAGCCUAUUGGAUGAUAACUUGUUUUUAACUAGGACAGAGGAAUUUAUAACAGAUUUUUUCCCAACAUAACAUAGGUACAGCAAAUCCCCUUAUUGUAUGGGACACCUUUAAAUGUGCCUUUAGAGGCCAUGCAAUUCAGUACUCAUCUCGAAAACAAAAGCAAUUUAGGUCGAAAGAGUCCAUACUAACAAAGGAAAUAGAAGGUCUAACAGAACAGAUAGCAAUAAAUACUGUAACAUAGAGGCUCAGAAUAAAUUAGAGGAAAAACUAAAAGAAAUGGAGAAAAUUAUUCAAGAAAGAUCAAGUGCAAUAUAUUAUAAAAAUAAAGCAAACUGGAUGGAAUAUGGGGAAAAAUGCACCAAAUUCUUUUUUAAUCUUCAACAUAGGAAUGCUACCAAUAAAUUAUUUACUGAAACUGGUUACAAAUGACGGAGUCACCCAUGAUUCACCAAAUUCUAUUUUGAAGGAGGAAACCAAGUACUUGUUUUCCCCUGUAGCUCAGUUGGUAGAGCAUGGCGCUUGCAACGCCAGGGUUGUGAGUUCGUUUCCCACGGGGGGCCAGUAUGAAAAUGUAUGCACUCACUAACUGUAAGUCGUUCUGGAUAAGAGCAUCUGCUAAAUGACUAAAAUGUAAAAUGUUUUCAUUUCAGUCUCCAUCUCCUCUAACUGAAGCUAAUUGUAGAGAUUUUUUUUCUAUUGAUAAUGUUAAAUUAACAGCCAUACAGAAAGACUCAUGUGAAGGUGAAAUUACAGAGGAGGAACUUCUGGAUGCAAUUAAAGACUUUAAGUCCGGGAAAACUCCAGGGUUGAAUGGCAUACCAGUCGAGGUAUACCAAACCUUUUUUGAUAUACUGUACUCAGAAGACCGUUAUUAGCAUGUUUUAACCUGUGAUGAGUGUGAUUAGAAGGAGUCAGGCGCAGGAGGGUAAAUCACAGAAUACAGAGUUUAUUCCGUCGUACACAGUUGCGCUGGAUAGCGACAACAAAAUACAGGCACAGGGGAACAAUCUACCCCGGCAAUACAAGGUACGGGUAGCUCCAACAAAAUACAGGCACAGGGGAAUAAUCUACCAUGGCAAUACAAGGUACAAGUAGCUCCACCGAGCUACACUCAACUCACAUAAAACAAUCACCCACAAGGACAAGGGGGCAGAGGGAACACUUAUACACAGACCAAUGAGGGGAUAUGAACCAGUUGUGUGUAAUUGACAAGACAAAUGGAAUGAUGAUAUAUGGAGCGGCAGUGGCUAGUAAGCCGGUGACGACGAACGCCGAAGCCUGCCCGAACAAGGAGGGGAGGCAGCCUCGGCGGAAGUCGUGACAUAACCUCUCCUACGUAAAUGGUAGAUUAUUAGACACUCAAGAAGAAGGUCUGAUUUCAUUAUUACUGAAACAGGAUACAAGUGGAAAAUAUAAAGAUCCAGUCCAUUAAAAAAAUUGGAGGCCCCUUACACUUCAGUGUUGUGAUGCAAAAAUUCUAGCAAAAUGUAUAGCGCAUAGAAUUAAAAAGGUAUUGUCGGACAUUAUUCAUUCUAAUCAGAUAGGUUUUUUACAUGGACGAUACAUUGGAGAUAAUAUAAGGCAAGUACUGGAAACAAUAGAACACUAUGAAAAAUCUGGGAAACCAGGCCUGCUAUUCAUAGCAGACUUCGAAAAGGCAUUUAAUAAAGUACAACUGGGGUUUAUAUAUACAGUGGGGGGGAUAAAGUAUUUAGUCAGCCACCAAUUGUGCAAGUUCUCCCACUUAAAAAGAUGAGAGAGGCCUGUAAUUUUCAUCAUAGGUACACGUCUACUAUGACAGACAAAUUGAGAAAGAAAAAUCCAGAAAAUCACAUUGUAGGAUUUUUAAUUAAUUAAUUUGUAAAUUAUGGUGGAAAACAAGUAUUUGGUCACCUACAAACAAGCAAGAUUUCUGGCUCUCACAGACCUGUAACUUCUUCUUUAAAAGGCUCCUCUGUCCUCCACUCGUUACCUGUAUUAAUGGCACCUGUUUGAACUUGUUAUCAGUAUAAAAGACACCUGUCCACAACCUCAAACAGUCACACUCCAAACUCCACUAUGGCCAAGACCAAAGAGCUGUCAAAGGACACCAGAAACAAAAUUGUAGACCUGCACCAGGCUGGGAAGACUGAAUCUGUAAUAGGUAAGCAGCUUGGUUUGAAGAAAUCAACUGUGGGAGCAAUUAUUAGGAAAUGGAAGACAUACAAGACCACUGAUAAUCUCCCUCGAUCUGGGGCUCCACGCAAAAUCUCACCCUGUGGGGUCAAAAUGAUCAGAAGAACGGUGAGCAAAAAUCCCAGAACCACACGGGGGGACCUAGUUAAUGACCUGCAGAGAGCUGGGACCAAAGUAACAAAGCCUACCAUCAGUAACACACUACGCCGCCAGGGACUCAAAUCCUGCAGUGCCAGACGUGUCCCCCUGCUUAAGCCAGUACAUGUCCAGGCCCGUCUGAAGUUUGCUAGAGUGCAUUUGGAUGAUCCAGAAGAGGAUUGGGAGAAUGUCAUAUGGUCAGAUGAAACCAAAAUAUAACUUUUUGGUAAAAACUCAACUCGUCGUGUUUGGAGGACAAAGAAUGCUGAGUUGCAUCCAAAGAACACCAUACCUACUGUGAAGCAUGGGGGUGGAAACAUCAUGCUUUGGGGCUGUUUUUCUGCAAAGGGACCAGGACGACUGAUCCGUGUAAAGGAAAGAAUGAAUGGGGCCAUGUAUCGUGAGAUUUUGAGUGAAAACCUCCUUCCAUCAGCAAGGGCAUUGAAGAUGAAACGUGGCUGGGUCUUUCAGCAUGACAAUGAUCCCAAACACACCGCCCGGGCAACGCCCGGGCAACGAAGGAGUGGCUUCGUAAGAAGCAUUUCAAGGUCCUGGAGUGGCCUAGCCAGUCUCCAGAUCUCAACCCCAUAGAAAAUCUUUGGAGGGAGUUGAAAGUCUGUGUUGCCCAGCGACAGCCCCAAAACAUCACUGCUCUAGAGGAGAUCUGCAUGGAGGAAUGGGCCAAAAUACCAGCAACAGUGUGUGAAAACCUUGUGAAGACUUACAGAAAACGUUUGACCUGUGUCAUUGCCAACAAAGGGUAUAUAACAAAGUAUUGAGACACUUUUGUUAUUGACCAAAUACCAAAUACUUAUUUUCCACCAUAAUUUGCAAAUAAAUAAAUAAAAAAUCCUACAAUGUCAUUUUCUGGCGUAAAAGUAACACCGCAUUUCAGAAAAAGAACAUCAUACCAACAGUAAAAUAUGAUGGUGGUAGUGUGAUGGUCUGGGCCUGGGCCUGUUUUGCUGCUUCAGGACCUGGAAGACUUGCUGUGAUAAAUGGAACCAUGAAUUCUGCUGUCUACCAAAAAAUCCUGAAGGAGAAUGUCCGGCCAUCUGUUUGUGGCCUCAAGCUGAAGCGAACUUGGGUUCUGCAGCAGGACAAUGAUCCAAAACACACCAGCAAGUCCACCUCUGAAUGGCUGAAGAAAAACAAAAUGAAGACUUUGGAGUGGCCUAGUCAAAGUCCUGACCUGAAUCCUAUUGAGAUGCUGUGGCAUGACCUUAAAAAGGCAGUUCAUGCUCAAAAACCCUCCAAUGUGGCUGAAUUACAACAAUUCUGCAAAGAUGAGUGGGCCAAAAUUCCUCCACAGCGCUGUAAAAGACUCAUUGCAAGUUAUCGCAAACGCUUGAUUGCAGUUGUUGCUGCUAAGUGUGGCCCAACCAGAUAUUAAGUUGUAGGGGGAAAUCACUUUUUCACACAGGGCCAUGUGGGUUUGGAUUUUGUUUUCCCUUAAUAAUAACAACCUUCAUUUCAAAACUGCAUUUUGUGUUAUCUUUGACUAAUAUUUAAAUUUGUUUGAUCUGAAACAUUAAAGUGUGACAAACAUGCAAACAAAUAAGAAAUCAAUAAGGGGGCAAACACUUUUUCACACCACUGUGUGUGUGUAUAUAUAUAUAUAUAUAUAUAUAUGUGUGUGUGUGUGUAUAUAUAUAUAUAUAUUUGCAAGAAAGAAAAACAUAUGGGGAAUUGGAAGUGAUGCAGACAAUUACAUUGAUGGAAGUUACAAUCUAUCUGCAAUAUUAAAGCUGAUCUACCCCCUUAAAAAAUAAUCAUAAUAUAUAUUACCAGAGCAUUAUCACAAUUCUCCUAAAUUCACCAUAGCUAUAAUGAAAUCAAAAUACACAGUCUUAAAUGGUUAAGUAACUGAAUAAGGUAUUCGAUCCUGUUUGGUAAGUGAUGGUUCCCUUUUCUGUUUCAAUGUCUUUCUUGAGCAAAUUAGCUUGUUUAGGUAACAGGCAAACACAUACUUUGGUUUUUAUCCAUAGCCUAGCCACUGA